Molecule: messenger RNA, 68932 nt
Organism: Podarcis lilfordi (Lilford's wall lizard)
Lineage: Eukaryota; Metazoa; Chordata; Lepidosauria; Squamata; Lacertidae
Source: the annotation of a GenBank genome assembly
AGUAUUGGAGGAGACUAUUGUUAGCCGCCAAAGUUGCAACUCCAGGAAAUUGACUAAAGGGGCCAAGCGCUCUUUUCUCGCCCGCGAAGGCGCAGCUGGAGGAAGAGAAGAACGGAAACUUUGUCGCGCGCGGAGAGCGGAAGGAAAAGCUGGUCUCUCCAGGUGAGUAGCCGGCUCUGGAGACGCCGCGUUUCGCGACUCUCAGGAAAGGACUCCGUGUGGGGAAGGGGCGCGUGAGAGAGACUGUCUUUAAAAGAGGUGGGGAGGCAGCCCAGGAUAAAUCCCUGCCACCCACCCCCAUCACUGAGAAAUCAUUCAGUGGCGCUUUGACCCCCCCCCAUCUCCCCCCCUCGAGAUCCGCUUUCUCUUUUCUUGAGAAAAAGAGAAACAAAGUUGAGAACGUGGCCCUAAUAUGUCGCCAGUUGUGCAUCACUCCCCCUUUUCAUGUUUAUUUCAAUUAUGCCUGAUUUUCCAGAAGGCUCAACUUAGAAAAUGAAAUAAAAUCUUUAUCUUUUAAUAAAGAGCAAUCUUCGUAGCACACCGUCGAUGCUUGCUUACUCAGGAGUAGGUCCCGCUGUGUCAGUGGGAUGUUACAUCCAAGUUAAGGUUGUAUGCAGGGUUGCAGACUUAACGAGUGAUGCAGCGCUAAAACUACUAGCAUAUCUGCAAAGCUAAGCGGGGUCCAGUAUGCUUUCAAAUUGGAUGGGGAACCUCGUGUUGAGAUUCCUGCAUUGCCGGGGGUUGGACUAGAGCACCCUCGAGGUCUCUUCCUACUCUACAAUUCUUCGAGGGUAAGCGUUGUGCGCUGCCUUCUGUGUGUUGUUUCUCCCAAAGCGGGAGAAGAACCUGUUGUUGCUGUGGUUGCAUCUUAAAGGGAAAAGGCAUUGGCUGCAGGGAAGUUUUGUUAGUAUCUGGCUACUUGCUAAGCAACCGAAGGGAACAAUCUAAGGCUGGCGAGUUCAUCCGCUUGCUUCUCUCUGAAAGAGUUUUUAGACUUUCCUUCUUAGUUCCAGGGGAAGUGGAAGAGGGGAAGGAAACCACUUCGUUACUGAGGCUGCAAUUCUGCAUGUACACUUACCCAGGAGUAAGUCCCAUGGAACUCAGUGGGAUUUACUUCUAAGUAGCUAUGCUUUGCAAUGACACCAGGCUUAUGUGUGUAAGUUAAACUGAGCAACAGGGAACUUCCUAAAUUCUCCCACAUGACUGGGGGCAAAAGAGCUGUCUGCCCCCUUAAGAACAUUGCACCUGCUGGAUCAGGCCAUCUAGCUGCUGGAUCAUCCCAUCUAGCCCAGCAUCCUGUUCUCACAGUGACUAUCAUGGGAAACCAGCAAGCAGGAAUCGAGCACAGGAACACUUUCCCUCCUGUGGUUUCCAGCAACUGGUAUUCAGAAACAUUGCUGCCUCUGACCAUGGAGGCAGAAAAUACGUAGUCACCAUGGCUAGUAACCAUUGAUAGCCUUCUCCAUGAAUUUUAAAGCCAUGUAGUGGUUAAGAGCGGCAGACUUGUAAUCUGGUGAACCCUCACUUCUCUGCUCCUCCCCAUGCAGCUGCUGGGUGACCUUGGGCUAGUCACACUUCUUUGAAGUCUCUCAGCCCCACUCACCUCCACAUUGUGGAGGAGGAAGGGAAAAGAGAUUGUUAGCCACUUUGAGACUCCUUUGGGUAGUGAUAAAGCGGGAUAUCAAAUCCAAACUCCUACUCCUCUUCUUCUUGGUGGCCAUUACUGCCCCUUGUGGGUGUGAGUUCCAUAGGUUAACAGGGCACUGCAUGAAGAAGUACUUUAGUUUAUCUGUUUUGAAUCUUCCAAAAUUCAGCUUCAUUGAUUAUCCACAAGUUUUGUGUAAUGGGGGGGGGGGACUUCUCUCAAUCCACUUUCGCCAUGCCAUGCCAUUACAGGAAAUUCCAGGCUUCCUCUCUGAUUUUCUUUUAAGGAGGUGGGGGUGUUGGCCAGCAAAUAUCCAGCUUUAUUAACGGUAUUCAAUAUGCAACAUAAUAAACAUUCCAGUUCCCCCUCCUCCUUUCAGAGGGAAGUUUUGGUUUAGGCAGUAAGUCUACAGUAGUGUUAUCCUAAAUGUGUUGGACCUAAGUGAGUAGAGCCUGUCGAUUGCAGUAGGUCUACUCUGGUUGCAUCCAAUGUUAGUCAUACUCAGUGCAUCUCCUAAGAAGUAAGCAAACGAGUUAUGUGGUCCUUUGCAGGGUAUUGCUAUUAUUAUUUUUUACACUAUCCCAUUACCCCUAGAACAAAUAUUGGCAGGGCAAUUGCUGGCUCAAUCAGAGAUCCCAGUUUGCAGAUGGAAAGCUGAGAGUCUGACACAUAACAGCAGCUUAAGUCAAAGGCUCAUAUCCUUUUCGCUGUAAAAAAUAAAUAAAUCUUAAGGCUAUCUAUGUAAUAAAUAAAUAAAAAAUACAUCAAUCGUACUUUCAUGCUUUAUAGAAUUGAGACUUGAAAGCUUCUCUGUUGCAGUACCACCAUCAACAACCAGAAUGUUCUCAUGAGUUGCUCAGCUAACAGAGUUUUUUGUCUUUGAUCUAAAGCUCCAAUGAGUGACAUUGCAAACUCUGGGUUCAUUUAUUACCUCCUGGGGUACAUGUGUGUCUGUGUCUGUGGCUUUGCAGUAUAACCUAGAGGUAUCCAGAUGGUACACAAACCAUGUGAAACACAGCUGGGUACAGAAGAAAGGAGAAAUUCUGUGUUAUAUAAUGUUCUGACUGUACAGUCUCUCUCUCUCUCUCUCUCUCUCUCUCUCUCUCUCACACACACACACACACACACACACUCACACACACACAAGUUUCCUUGUCGUACUGUAGUCUUAACCCAGCCUGUUGCCCUCCAAAAGUUGUUAGACUCCAACUCCCAUCAGCCCCAAUCAGCAUGGUCAGUGACUGCAGAUGUUGGGAGAUGGAGUCCAGCAAUAUCUAGAGGGCCACAGGUUCCCAUCUGCUCUGAUUAAAGGGCUCAUUUUCAAAGAUUUGGUUUUUUAAUCAAGCAAAAUAUGCCACAUGCCAAGCAGAACUUUAAAAAAUAUCAAGCCACCCACUUUGCAAAAUUUAUGUGAUCUCAGAUCACGCAGCAAAGCUGUAAAGCUGACUUUUAAGACAUUUCCUAUCAGUUUCAAAAAUGUUAAAAGCAAAUGACAUCUGCACACUUAAGUUUAAGUUUGGAAGACCUUUUAGUUUCUAUUUUUUAUAAAAUAAUAAAAAAUCCCAUAUGCUUAUUUUUAAAAGAAGAAGUAAUCAGCUGAGUACAGAACUCAGGGCUGUUCUUAGGGCUGUCCUUGAGAACGGGGAGAGAGCUCUGCUUCUCAGCUCUCCCACGGCUGGAAUGUGAAUGUUGACUGAGUGGCCAGCAUACUGAAUGAGUUGAAUUCUGUGUUACAGAGUUUGAUGCCUUAUCUAUUAUACUGUUUAUGGAUUUUGAUGUUUUCCACACUGUAUUUAAUUUUUACUGCUUUAUUGCUUUUUUUUUUUUUUUGUAAAUCACUUGGGGAUCUGUUCUGGUGAAAAUCAGCAUGUAAGUACUUGACAUAAAUACUAAUAAGUAAAUAACUGACCAACUUUCCUCUGGAUAGAGUGCAACUGGUUUAAAAAUCCAUUGGUUUAGAAAUCAAAGAUGAGUGAUGGGUUGAAAUUAAAAUGUACUUCUCCACCUAAGCUGCUUCCUUAUUUAUUUAACUAACUCAGUUGGUAAGAGCAUGGUGCUGAUAACACCAAAGUCGCAGGUUUGAUCCCCAUGUGGGACAGCAGCAUAUUCCUGCAUUGCAGAGGGGUUGGACUAGAUGAUCCUUAGGGAACCUUCAAACUCUACAAUUCUUUGAUUUUAUGAUUCUAAAAAGUACACACCCCUUACAUGACAGAAAAUAUCACAGUGGUCUAUGGAGAAUGAUCUAAAACAUUCAUUUUAAAAACAGUGAUAAAUGCAAACAUUAAAAUCAUUUAUUUAUUUAAAUAUAUAAAAAUAAUGAAUGGUGCCAAUAAUAGUUUUUUUGUGUGUGUUUUUUAAAAAAAAUUAUAUAUGUAAUAAAAUGUAGUGUUAAAAUUGCUGCAUGAUGCCUGGGGAGGUUUGUCAAAACACAAAACAGAAAAUUCAGCAGGUGCUGAAAACAGUGCAGGGAAUGUGCCUGCCUAACAUUAAUAACAUUAAUAACAAUAUUUUAAGAGCGCAGAGAUAAUUCAUGUCUGGAUUUCAUAAAACUUUCCUUGCCAAGAAAUUGCAGCCACGUGUCUUAAUCUUUAAGCACCAUUCUUUGGAAGUGAGCCGGGCUGAGAUCUUUGGGACUUAAUCCUGUAAUUGGUUGCAUAAUAUGGUUUAACUCAAAGUCCCAUCAUUUUGGUACUUUGACCGUACAACCUGGAGGGGAAGGGUGGUCCACAAUAUGUCUAUGAUUCACUGUCACAGCAUACCCUCCAGAUGUUCCUAUAUAACUGAGGUAGGGAGUCUUUUUCAGCCCAAGAGCUGCAUUCCCUUCUGGGCAACUUUUUCUGAGCCACGUCACAUCCCAGAGGUGGGCGGGGCCAGAGGCAAAAGUGGGUGGGGCAAUUAAAAUUUAUCUUUCUACCCGGAAGAGUUCACUUCGGUGCUGCAGACACAGCAGGCUUGUUUGUUUUCAUGUACAUGUACAUACAGUAUAGACACGCAUAUGUACACACACACACACACCUCUCUGUCCUCCAUCGAGGCAAACAAAAAUCAGUGUUAUCUAGUCCAGGCGUCAGCAAACUUUUUCAGCAGGGGGACAGUCCACUGUCCCUCAGACCUUGUGGGGGGCCAGACUAUAUUUUGGAAAAAUAAUAAUGAAUGAAUUCCUGUGCCCCACAAAUAACCCAGAGGUGCAUUUUAAAUAAAAGCACACAUUCUCCUCAUGUGAAAACACGCUGAUUCGCGGGCCGGAUUUAGAAGGCGACUGGGCCAGAUCCGGCCCCCGGGCCUUAGUUUGCCUACCCAUGUUAGUCACUCGAUAUGUAUAUUAAGCUGUAACAUGUUACUACACAUUGCACAUUACAGUAAGGUCAAAACACUCAGUUGCAAAGCUGAGCCAGUAGUGGAUGUGGCUGGGGAGGGGUGAUGCUUGGAGACAGUCCCAAGGGCUGGUCAGAGGGCCCCAUUUGCCCCCGCUCCCAGACCUGAGGUUUACUAUACCUCGGGUUAGAGGCGCUUCAGGUUACAGACUCCACUAACCCAGAAAUAGUACCUCGGGUUAAGAACUUUGCUUCAGGAUAAGAACAGAAAUCGUGCUCCGGCGGCAGUGGGAGGCCCCAUUAGCUAAAGUGGUGCUUCAGGUUAAGAACAGUUUCAGGUUAAGAACGGACCUCCGGAACGAAUUAAGUUCUUAACCUGAGGUACCACUGUAUACAAACAGCCCUUAUUUUCUGGUACUUGUCCCAGUUAAACCCACCAACAAGCCGGGAUCACACAUUCUCAUGGUUUCCCAGGCUCAUUUCCCUGGGAAGAUGGACUGAUAAACACUGUGAGGGGAACGUGCUUCUUCUAGCAGCUCUCUGCAUCCCAGGAUUCCUUUGGAGAGCCCACAACUUUUUAAAGUGAUAAUGAUACAGCUUUAAACAUGCAGUGCAGAUGAGGCCAAACAAACAACCUUCCAAAAUACUGUAUAAAGUAGGUAACAUUUUUUUUAAAAAAAAUCCAGGAACAGAGGGGCACAGAAUUGGGAAAACAGAUGAUUUCUUUCCCGUUUUGUGCCUCUUGGACAUACUUGAGGAGGGAGGUGAUCAGCUGAACAGAGCGCUUAGGAGGGAGAGGAGUCUGUGGCUGGGGAAGAUGAAUAAUCUGAUUAGCAAAGCUGACUUCUCUAAACUGCAAGGGGCGGGGAGAAAUGUAAGAUUCCUCUUAACUGGCCUUUUUCUAUACAGUGUAUGCUGGUAGCAGGAUGCAGUGUAUUUCUGGGGAAAGCAGACAGAGGAACUCUCAGUAGUUGUUUAAAAGGACUUUCUUUGCUCAAAACGGAACUGGAUUGAUGCUUCAUGUUCUGAUAGCAAAAUGUUUAAGUACUUGAGAGGGAGGGGAGCAGGGAGAGAAAGAAGCAGGGAUCCUUCAGUAGAAUGCGGGGAAACAAUUUUUUUUGCGUGCUGUUUGUUCUCUAAAUUUGGCAACUUUUUUUCAGUAUGAAGAAGGGUACAACGUACCUGCAAACUUCUUUAUACAUUUUGCAUUGGAGUAACAGUGGGCAUAGUAUUCAACAUGGUUCAGGACAUAACAAGUUGCUUUAUAUAGUCAGACCAAUCGUCCAUCUAGCUCAGGCGUCAGGAAACUUUUUCAGCAGGGGGCCAGUCCACUGUCCCUCAGACCUUGUGGGGGGCCGGACUAUAUUGGGGGGGGGGAUGAAUGAAUUCCUAUGCCCCACAAAUAACCCAGAGAUGCAUUUUAAAUAAAAGCAUGCAUUCUACUUAUGUAAAAACACACUGAUUCCUGGACCGUCCGUGGGCUGGAUUGAGAUGGCAAUUGGGCCAGAUCCAGCCCCCGGGCCUUAGGUUGCCUACCCAUGAUCUACCUCAUUGCUGUUUACACUGGCUGGCAGUGGCUCUCCAGGGUUUCAGGCAGGGUCUCUCCCAGGCUUUGUGGAGAUGACAGGGGUCAAACCAGGGACCUUUUUGCAUACAUCUCAAAUGCCCUGUCUGACCCAUGGAGAGAUGCUGCCAGUCAAUGUAGACAAUAUUGAUCUAGUUAGAGCAGUGGUCUGACUUAUGUCAUAUAAGUCAGCUUAUGUUCCUCCAUGAUUUGUCUUCUCAUAUUUGAAUACUGCUUUAAAGGUGACAUCAAUAAAUAGUGUUGGCUCAGAUUUUGGAGGGUCUUUUGAGCAGGACAUCUUCCGUAAGCCACCUCCCAUCACCAGCUUCAAUUAUCCCACCUCCACCCAUAGCCACCAGCUUUCCUCUUUCUCAGUGCAGCUGACAUCUGCUUGCUUGCCAGAGGGCAAGCAGGAAGAUGCAGCUACUCUUCCUCCACCUUCUCACCACCACCACCACUGAUCUGCUUGCUUCCACCCUCUGAAAGUAGUAAGAGCCUGCUGGAUCAGGCCAGUGGCACAUCUAGUUCAGGACCCUGUUCUCAUAGCGGCCAGCCAGGUGGUUAGGGGAAGCCAACAGGCAGACUCUUAAGUGCAACAGCCACUCUCUCCUACUGUACUUUCCAGCAACUUAUAUUCAGAAACAUACUAGCAGGGAUACAGGCAACUUGCAACUUAUAUCCAUUUAACUUGAGAGCAUUUUGUUUUAUGUGCUUGGCAAAUCUUUAAAAAAAAAUAUGGAAAGGAGACAGCCAUCUGGGAAAAAAGACUUUGCCAAUUCCACCUGCCAUUGAACCCAAUGUGCUUUGGCUUUAUAUGCUAUCCCUGGAACAUAACCCCUGUGUAAGUUGAAUCACCUGUAUUUACUAAAGGCUUCAGAUAUAGAUGACCUCAUUCCUGCAUCCCAUGGCCUCGGUGUAAUGCAUAUUUUCCUGCCCUCACCAGAAUUUAAUUUAAUAUUUAUUUAAUUAAAUAAUAAUAAUUUAAUUUUUUUUAUAAAAAAAAUUAAAAUCCAAAUAGUUGCUUUAAAAUGAAAUUAUAAGGGUGAUACUUAGGAGGCUGCUUCUUGCAACUGGUGCCUUCAUUUCCACCAAGUUGUCCUAUAACUGAGCCCUAAAUACAGUUUUUUUUAGGAUUGACAGCCUGCACCUGUUUGCUUGCCUUUUUGAGUUGAAAAAAGAGAGAGAAAGAUCAAUGUGCUUGGAUAUAUCAGGAAGGGUGAUCAAAGAAUGUGAACGGACUCUGAUGACUAAUGAGAGUUAAUGCACUCAUGCCACUUUGCCAGUUGCCCAGUGGCAUGUGAUACAUUAGCAAUGGAUCAAUUGCAAGUUAGAUAAAUAAAUAGUGUCAUCCUGGAUAAAUAUGUUCUGUUUCUAGUUCAAGUCAUUUUGUCUUGCUGCACCGCUUUCUGUUUAGAGCGAGCCUUUCUCAGUUUGAUGUGUGAAUGGGAGGGGAUGAUAUUUAAAGGGGCUGGAAGACCCUCUCUUAAAGACAUAAAGAGAGUCCUACUGGAUUAGACCCAAAAGUCCAUCCCAUCACAGCUUCCCACAGUAGGCAACAAGAUGCUUUGGGGAGCCCUACAAGGAGGACAUGAAAGCUACCUCCCCUUCUUCCACCCACAGGUGAUUGGUAACUAGAGAUAGACUGUCUUUCAGUAUGAAUGGUCUAUAUCAGGGGCACAGGUGCUGGGUGUUGAUUUAAGCAGAGUCUGUCGUGGCCAGCGGAAGGAUGAGUAAUACGUGUUACAUACUCCAUAUUGCUUUAUUUACAGUUCAAAGCUGGUAUAUUACAGAAAGACAUCUUGCUUCUGCUUGGAGCAGAGAAAAUGCAUCCUCUCUCCUCAACAGCUUGGAGAGAAUCACACAGUGAAAAAACAGGAAACCAGUGUACGUCACAUCCAGUCUCCCUUUCCCGUGAGAAACUCCAACAGUACAGAUUGUGGAAUGUAAACACCUGUCUUGUGACUGCAGUUGCUGCUCAGUGAAGGAAAUAGAAACCAACAUCCUCCCCUUUCUGUGAACAUCACUGGGCAGCGUGUUUGCACAAUAUCAGUACAAACCCAACUUCUGCACAUAGGUACAGUGUUGAUCCCUUGAUACAAUCUUGGACAAUACAUCAGCAGGAAUUUCAUUACCUGGCAUAUAGGACACCGUUACGAGUCCCUUCUGAAUACAUUCCCUAGCAUGCUGCAACUUUAAUUGCAAGUGCUUUGUGCUUUGCUUACAACCUUCAGACUUCAGCAAAGCCAAACAUGCUUUGUUGUCCUGGUAAACCUGGAUUGGACAUUUGACAGGAAUUUUCAUAUCUUUGCACAAUUGUACUAACCAUUCACAAUCUUUAAGUGAAUAAGACAGUGCAUUCAGUUCGGCUUCACAAGUACUUAAGCUAACUGUUGUUUGCUUCUUGCAUGACCAAUCAAACAGACUCUGAUUGUACAUGUAGCAAACUCCAGACGUACUUUUCCUGUCUGUAGCGUCACUACCAAAACUUGCAUCUGCAAAUAUCUCAAGACCACCAGACUUCUGAUUGUUAAAUCUCAGUCUGUAAUGCAUAGUGCCUUUCAAAUACCGCGCUAUGCGUUUCAGAGCUUUCCAAUCCUUGACACUAGGAUUGUUGACUUGUCUGCUUAGCAAAUUACAGCUAACAGCAAUGUCUGGUCUUGAACAUCUUGCAAUGAAGUUUAGCUUGCCUAGCACACUCCUGUACAGUGUAGUGUCAGAAAAUGCUUCUUCAGUGUCAUCUACCUGAUAACCUGUUGUCAUCGGUGUGUCUACAGGGUUAGCACCUAUCAGAUUUAGUUUGCUUAACACAUCAGCAAUUUUCCGUGACUGGUGUACUAGAAUGUUACCAUCUUGAUCUCUCUCUAUUUCCAGAGAUAGGUAGUUGUUUACCUCACCAAGAUCUUUCAUGUCAAAGUGCUCUUUCAGUUGAGCUAGGGCGUUAUUGUACAUUGCGACAUCUUUCCAAAAGAAUAAUAAAUCAUCAACAAAAAACAAACAGUACAGUUUCUUUUGCCCCUCCUCUUUGACAAAUACACAUGGUUCAUAUUUACCUUGCUGAAAUCCUAGAGAAAACAAUACUUCAGUGAGUUUUGUGUGCCAACACCGUGCACUUUGUUUGAGACCAUAAAGGGAUUUCUUCAGAGCACAAACAAAUCCCUGUUUUACCUGUACGCCAUCAGGUGGAAGCAUAUAAAGUGAUUCAUCUAGAGAUCCGUACAGAAAAGCUGUAUUAAUAUCAUGGUGACUAAUGUGUAGAUUUUCCUCUGCAGCUAGCUUGAGCAUAAGCCUAAUGCUUUCAUAUCUCACUGUGGGUGAAUAGGUCUCGUGAUAGUCUUCACCUGGUACCUGUGCAAAACCUCUGGCUACCAAUCUGGCUUUGUGUCUGACUAUCUUGCCAUUUUGAUCUGUCUUCGCUUUGAAGACCCAUUUGCUUCCAAGCAGUUUCAUUCCUGGAACUACUGGAACUAGCUCCCAUGUUUUGUUCCUUUCUAAGGAAUCAAGCUCAGCCUUCAUGGCAUUUAACCAUGGCUCAGCUUCCUUUGAAUCCAAAUCCUGGAUUUCUUGGAAACUUGAAGGUUCAAAUACCUUCUUGGAGCUUUUAACAGCUGUUACUGCUAUCUUAGCAAACUCAUCAGCAAAUCUCUUUGGAGGUUUGCUUUUGUGGCUCUCUGUGACCUACGAAUUAGCCUUAAGUCUUCAACACUCUCCUCUUCCUUCUUAGGAGAAAAACGACCUAUUGUGAACAAUGGUUCCUCCAAUUCUUGAUCAGAGCUUUCAGAGGGUCGCAUAGAGGCUUUCGCACUCUUGAAAUCCUCUGAAUCACCCGAUUCAGUUUCAGAUUCAGACUCAGAACCUUCAUCAGUGGGUGUGGGCUGUUGUGGUUGCUUUUGACUAUCCUCAGUCUCAUCACCGUCAUCAGGAUAACAUUGGAAAAUUCCCACAUUCUCCCCCACUUUGCAUUGUACUCAACACUUCUCGUGAGCUUAAUUGUCUUAGAGUCAGUCAUCAUUAUUCUGUAAGACCCUUUCUGAUAACCUAGAAAGAUACCAUGCAAUCCACGCUUGUCUAACUUGGAGUUUUGUGGUGAGCGAACCCACAUGUCAGAACCAAAAAUCUUCAUGUGUUUGAUGUAUGGCUUCUUGCCAAACAUCUUCUCAUAGGGGGUACAACCAAUCGCUGAAGAUAGCCUGCGAUUGUAACUGUAAACAAAACACGAGAGAGAUUCGGCCCAAUAACUCUCUGGAAGAUUGGCAUCAUGCAGCAAGGUUUUUAACCCUUGAAGCAAAGUCUGAUUUGCCCGUUCCGCAAGUCCAUUCUGCCAUGGCGAGCGAGGACUAGACAAAUCGUGUUGAAUUCCUUUCUCAGUCAGAAAAGCUUCAAACUGCUGAGAAGUGAAUUCCCCCCCGCGAUCACUGAAAAGAGUCUUUAUCUUCUUACCAUGCACAUUUUCCAACCAAGCACAGAAUUCCUUGAACCUAGGAAAAGCCUCCGAUUUCUGCUUGAGAUUGUACACAAAAAUAUAUCUAGAAAAUGCAUCAAUGAGAACCAUGAAGUAUCUAUUUCCACCCAAAGAGGGCGGUAGUGGUCCAACCAAAUCAGCAUGAACAACCUGGUAUGGUUCUGUAGCUUUCCUACUAGACACCUUACCUUUCGCAGCCAUUUUCACCUUGUUUGCUGCGCAUGCUUUGCACUUCAUGUGGUACCUGCAGGGUUUAAUAGUCAUACCUUCAACCAAGGCAGGCAUUUUAGAUACUGCCUCAAAAUGCAAAUGACCAAAUUUGCGAUGAAAUCGUGAAUACAUUCUGCAUGCAAACUUUUGUUAGAACCUGCAAUGCAACAAGUGUCAUCCUGCACCACAUCAUCAUAAUACAAAACAAACAAAUGAUCAACAUAUUCUGCAUGCAAUACAUAAUCAUUUUUCUUUGUGAUGAUGCACUUCUUGUUCUUGAAGGAAACGUCAAUGUUCCGCUCAUUCAGCUGUCCAACGCUGAGCAGAUUAUGUUUGGCGUCUGGCACGUAAAGCACAUUCUGUAUCGAUAAGUCCAAACUGUGAAGAACAACAGUUCCGUAGCCUUUACUGGGAAUAGUGUGGUCAUCCGCCUGGUGAAUCGCACCUUCCUGCGGUGUAAAAGACACAAACAGUUUCUUAUCGUUGCACAUGUGGUGGGUGGCCGCUGAAUCAACAACGAAGAAAGAUCUAGACGUCUUCUGGACCUCUGCAACCUUUGGAGUGAAGCGUGAAACCAUAGCCUUGUGCUGCGUUGUCCUAGACACCGGACCUUUGCUUUUGCCUCGGCCUUUUCCGCGUGAUGAGCUUUCGCUGCGCUGCUCUGUCUUGGCCCUGGGAUGUCUGCAUUCCCUCUUCAUAUGGCCUAGACGUCCACACGAGUAGCAUUUGACUGCCUUCAAAGCUUUGGCGCCAUCUGGUGGUUCCACUGCACUAUGGGAUGACGUCUGUGAAGACUCUCCCUUGCCCAUGCAGCUAGCACCCCGGCGAUCUGCUUCAUUUAAAAUCACGGCAGUAACAAAGUCCACUGUCAGCUGAGCAGUUGGUUGCACAGCAAUCUGGGUUGCAACAGACUCCCAACCUGAACCCAAAGAUUGUAGUAUCAUGAAAGAAUACACAGCCUCUGGAAAGUUGAGUCCUCUCUGUUGCAGCUCAUGUCUCAGAUUUUGCAUCUCUAUCAGAUGUAAACGUACAUCUCCACCUUCAGCAAGAGCCAUAUUAUGCAGCUUGUUAAAGUAAUACAUAGUGGAUCCAGCUUCUGUCCUUAAGUGAGCCUCUCUCAGAGCGUCCCAAAUUUCUCUGGCUGAGGUCUUAUCACGCAAUAGACAGAGCUCUUCUGGGGAUACUAUCAAUGUAAGAGUUCCCUUGCUUUGGAAUCCUUAGCUUCCCAUGCAUCUGUAACUGGAACUGGGGGGGUUUCUGUAAUCACCUCAAACACACCCUCUUUCCGCAGAAUUGCCUCUGCAUACUGAACCCAGUCGCUAUAAUUUUUCUUGUUGAGCUUAGGAAUCCCACAAGCAUCCUGAAGGGCCAUCAUGACUCUGGCAUUAGCCUUCAGCGUCAUUAUAUGCUGCUUUAAAUCUUGCUGCGUCACUGCUGCAGCUGCCUUAUCACAAAGGCACUCUUAAAAGUUACUUUCGAUUUCCCCAGCAUAGUGACUUGUGCCUGGGAGCCUUUUGCCUUUUCCCGGCAAAACCGGCUUUAAAAGUUCAAAGUCCAGCCAUAAAGCCAUUAACUUGAAGCUGGCAGGCUGCCCGGAGCAGUAGCACAUACCUCAUCAAUCACUUCUACGCGCAGAGCAGAUUCCUUUCCGAUCCGUCCCUCUGCAUUCCGAUCCUCUGCCGGCACUCCGAUUCGACUCCUGGGCCCAUAACCACGUGUUGAUUUAAGCAGAGUCUGUCGUGGCCAGCGGAAGGAUGAGUAAUACGUGUUACAUACUCCAUAUUGCUUUAUUUACAGUUCAAAGCUGGUAUAUUACAGAAAGACAUCUUGCUUCUGCUUGGAGCAGAGAAAAUGCAUCCUCUCUCCUCAACAGCUUGGAGAGAAUCACACAGUGAAAAAACAGGAAACCAGUGUACGUCACAUCCAGUCUCCCUUUCCCGUGAGAAACUCCAACAGUACAGAUUGUGGAAUGUAAACACCUGUCUUGUGACUGCAGUUGCUGCUCAGUGAAGGAAAUAGAAACCAACACUGGGUAGCCCCCAAGAUGGGGGUGGCGGUACAUGGCUCAUUGCAUGAUAUUACACAUAUUUUCCAACACUGUGCAGGCUGCACCAGCAUGGCCUAGUGGAAGACUGUGUUGGCCUGUGCAAUGUUGGGAGAUGCUUCUCAGGCUGGAGCAACCUUGCCUCCUCUGCAUCUUCAAUUUUCAGGGGGCUGAGCCCUCUGCUAAGGAAUAUUGAGGGGGCUGAUGACACCUCUGACCCUCAGAGUUGGCAUGCUUGAUCAGGGGUAGGAAACCUCAAGGCCAGGAGACAAAUGUGGCCCUCCAGGCCUCUCUGUCUGCCCCUUGGAACGCUCCACAGUCUCACCCAGUUGCAUUCCUCAGUGACCCUCCUCAAUGCCCUCCUUUGAUUGGAGCAGGGGCAGUUGACCAAUCCUCAAUUUCCUUGGUCUAUAACAUACCAGCAUCUGUUCAUUUUUUGCUCUGGGAUUAAUAACAGUUUUGGUGAAGAGGGGCAAUUAAAGGGGGAGUUGGUUGAAUGGCUCCCCAUCGCCAUUCUAUAUAGUUGGCCACUGAGCAUGCUAAAUCCCAUUCCUGGGUUUUUUUUGGGGGGGAUAUUCUUUGUAUUUCUACAAAUCUUGGGGUUUCUCUUAGCUCCCCUCCUCUGCAUGGAUGGUGUUGCUUUGGCUACAAUAGCAAGGACACAGGUCUCUAACAUCAGAAAUAAAAGGUGAUGAUGGGACCGCCAAUGAAUUUGACUCUUAAGAAAAUUAAUUCCCUUAGCAAAUACUGGUGUACGUGUGUUCAUGCCUCUUUUGAUUGGUUUUUAUUACAUUUAUAUCUCAUCUCUCCUCUAAGACUGCAUACUUGGUUCUCCUCCUCCACAUUUUAUUCCUCACAACAACCUUAGGCUGGAUCAGCCCCAAAUGUCCAUGUAGAUCUCCCUUCCACAUGUGGCUAACUUAGGUUCCAGUUAACUUAAGAAGAGCCCUGAUGGAUCAAGCUGAUGAUCCAUCUAAUCCACAGUUGCCAACCAGAUGCCUCAAUAGGAAGACUGCCAACAGUGAUGUUGGAUUGAAAAUAAGUGGUUUCCAGCUGCACAGGUUAAAGUUAACGAUAGAUUAAGAUUAAAGAUUAAGAUUAAAGAUGUUUAAAGAAAUGGAAAUUUGAUAAUAAAAGGGAAAAAUUUAAAGCUAUAUGACAUUAAGAGCAAGGAUUAGGUUUAAAAAAGUUGAAGUUAUAUAUUUUAACAUCUUAUUAAAUUAAAGAUUGGGAUUAAAAAAGUGGAAAAGAAACUGCUGGACAAAUAAUGUGGAUUGGAAUACAAAAGAGGGAGGUAUGAGGAAGUCCAGAAAAUAAGUAAUUUAAAAUUGGAAAUGGAAAAGAGAGUUUGUUUUUAAUUGUUAUGUGUUGUGUUUUUAUUGUUAAGUUUUGUAGUGUUUUUUGUGUGUGUUGUUUUUCUUUUUUCUUUGUUUAAAACCUUAAUAAAAAAUUAUUAAAAAAAAAAAAAAUAGGAAGACUGCCAACAGAACCUGAGUGCAACAGCACCACUUCCCAUUUGUGGUUCCCAGCAACUGGGAAAGUCCACAAGCCCAGUGUGAGUGCAACAGCCUUCUGCUGCUGUUCUGGCCUAGCAACUGGUGCUUCAAGGUGCUCCUGUUUCUGAACCAGGAGGUUGCAUAAAGCAAUCAUCUGGUAGCCAGUCAAGGAAAAGUGGUCAUCAACCCUCCUCCAUCCCUGACUGAUAAUCAGCUAUGUUUUGUCUCUGCCUACUGGCUAAGCAUCUACUGCCAAUGAGUUUAUCUCUGCCUGCCAGCCUGUUUUUUCUUUUGUCUUGAUUCUGAGUUGGGGCAAAUCUGGAAUGGUAUUUUUAAUGACUGCCCCCCCCCCCCACUUGUUGUAAGAAAAUUUGCCAUUCAACAGAUCCAAUUCCCCUUAGCACAAAUAAUUGAUUAAGCAACUAUCUGGGAUGCUGAAUUGCAAAGCCAUGUGAGUGAAAUGAACAAGUACCCAGAAAUCAAAGAUAAUGGGAGGGGGUUUACUUCAGUGAGGUAUAUAUCCAAGCUAGACAUACCCAAAUUUAGAAGAUCUUUUACCCUUGCCAGAUUCAAUGUCCUACCACCUGCAUUAGUGCAGGGCAGAUUUGAAGGUAAACCAUAUUCAGAGAGAAUAUACCCAUGUGGUCUGAAGGAAGCUGAAACUAUUACUCAUGUCCUAUUAUGUUGUCAUUACUAUAGGAACAUGUUUGGUAUUUAUCACUCCAAUCAUGCAGUGAACCCCAAGCAGAUCUGAUGACCACUACUUAAAAUAUCUAAUAGAGGACUGGGAACCAGAGAUUACCUUAAAAGUGGCCAAAUUUUGUGCUGCUGCUAUAAAACUAAGGAGACAAUCUCUGAAUGUAUCUAAUGGCCAAUGUCUUAACAUGCAUAUUUUAAAUUAGCAGCUAAGGUCUUAACCUACAUAUUUUAAUGGUUUUAUAUCCGUAUUAUUUCCCGUGCUCUAGCUUAUAGAGUUUAAUUUUAACCUAUGUAUAUUUACAUGUUCUCUAUUGUUGUAUAUGUCCGUAUUUCUGGUCUGUGACCAUAAUAAAUUGAUUCAUUCAGUUUCAUUCAAAUUAUUGAUUUCAGCCUUAUAGUUAAAGAGCCUCUGCUGUUACUGACAAAGGUUUUGGACCUUUCUGUUAAAUCUUAACAUUUAAGAGAUGCAGAGGCAGCUUCAUGUUCCAAGGGUCCCAGUUCCAAGUGGCAUGUUCUGUAAAAAAAACCUGUACGUUUUCUAAUCCUUAUGAUUAUAGGCUUGGAAAUGUCUGGGCAAUGUCAUCUGAAGUGUCAGAAGCUGGCGGAAUUUCUGAAUAAACUUUCUAUUGGCCAAAGGGCUGGGCUUCUUUACCUUUCUCCAUGACUAGAAAAAUCAGAAUUAAAUGAUGCAAUGUAUUCAUUCCCAAAAUUUCAAAACCAAAAAGUAGUGGUGGCUGGUCUACUGGGGCUAACGAGCCCCACCAGCCUCAGUCUGCUCUCAGCCAGCCUUCACCUGCCUGUCUCCUCACUUAUAACCAUUCAGGGGGUGGCUCUGCCUGCCAUUUAAAAGCUCACACUAAAAUAUUAACAAGGCAUCCCCAAAAGGGAAAAAAGCGAGAGUUAUCAUUUACUGGGGGAGAGAACCAGCAAAAGGGAAUAAUGGGUGCAGAUGAAGUAGCUUGAAUAAGCUGUUCAAAAAGAAAAAUCCUAUAUAAAUUCCCUCUGUUUCUUAAGUUCAGAGUAAGCAAAUGGUAACCAAUAAGUAACAUGAUACCAAAAUAGUACCCUCCGCAUAUGAAUGGGAGAUAUCAGUAGGCUUAGCGGGGAAGUCGGACCCCCAAGCUUAUCAUUAGUACCAAAACAUCUCUAGCAGAAUACCAAAGGAGUAGGGGAGACAGCCAGAUGGCCCAGAAAGGACAGAGCCAUGCUUAGCCACCAUAGAAUACUGACUGGGUUUUGGGGGGCAGAGGGGGGGGGCAGAAUGAAAAAUUGGCUGGGAUGGGAAUGGAAAGGAGUAUAGUGGAAGACAAUAUGGCUGGCUGGCAGCCUCGAGGAAUACUCCCUGCAGUAGAAUCUUGCUGCAAGUCUCACAUCUACAAAUAUGUAUAACUUUAAAUAAUCGAUAAAAGAUACAGGAGUAAACAGUUUUGUUUAGCUUGGAGCAUGGGGUGGUUUUUUUUAAAGAGUACAGUGAUACCUUGGUUCUCAAACACCUUGGUACUCAAACAACUUGGAACCCAAACACUGCAAACCCGGAAGUAAGUGUUUGGGUUUGCAAACUUUUUUUUGGAAGCUAAACGUGCUCUGUUUUGAGUAUUACACUUCCGAUUUGCGUGCCACACUUCCGUUUUGAGUGUUACACUGAGGUCUGUCUGUUUUUGCUAUUUAUUUUGUGUUUUUUUGCGGCUCUUUUUCUUUUGUUUUUGUGACUGUGUGGAACCCACUUCAGCUACUGAUUGAUUGUGUAACUGCAAUACAUUGUUUUUUGCUUUCAUUUUAUGGAUCAAUGGUCUCGUUAGAUAGUAAAAUUCAUGUUAAAUGGCUGUCUUAGGGGUUGUUUUUAGAAGUCUGAAAUGGAUUAAUCCAUUUUGCAUUGCUUUCUAUGGGAAAGUCUGCCUUGGUUUUGGAAUGCUUUGGUGUGGAACGGACUUCUGGAAUGGGUUAAGAUUGAGAACCAAGGUACCACUGUAUGCAAUUUAUCAUAAUGAUGCAUUCUUGGGCAUGCCUUCUUGGAACUAAGUUCCACUGCUUGUCACAGGCCUUUCUUUUGAGAAAACAGAAGGUGCUGUGGUUCAGUGGUAGAGCAUCUGCUUUGCAUGCAAAAAGAUCCCAGAUUCAGUCCCCAGCAUCUCCAAGUAGGGCUGGGAAGGACUCUGGCCUGAAAUCCUGGAGAGCUGUGGGCAGUCAGUGUUAAUAGUACUGAGCAAGGUGGACUAGUGGUCUGACUAGUGGUAUAAGGAACCUUCCUAUGUUCCUAAAAUGGGAUUAUACUGUAAGCACAAUUCAGCUGGUAGUAAACUUUGCAUGAGAAAAGUGGAUAAGGAGCAGUUUUUUAAAAAAAAUCUGCAGCCCAAGGAAGUACAUCUUCAGCUGUACUGGGUGGAGAUUUUUCUUUAAGGCAUGUUUUGGUCUUGUAAUAUAAGUCCCAUCACAUGUUGUUUUGAGGCCGGGCUGACCAUUGCUGCAAUCAGAAAAGCUGUAAACUGAGAUAGAUCAGCUGUCUCUUAAGAAAGAACAAUGUGCUGUGACCAGGAUUGGGGUGCUGGGGGUGGAUCUUACAGAAAGGUCCCUUCUAAACAUCUGUUUUAUCAUGCAUUCAUGAUUAUUUGUGCUCAUGAUGGUAUUGGGGCAGCUAUACACAAUCCUGUUCCAAUACUAUUUGUGCCUACAGAUGUUUCAGGACUACAGUGGUGCCCCGCAAGACGAAUGCCUCGCAAGACGAAAAACUCAUUGACGAAAGAGUUUUCCGUUUUUUGAGUCGUUCCGCAAGACGAAUUUCCCUAUGGGCUUGCUUCGCAAGACGAAACGUCUUGCGAGUUCUUGCAAGUUUGUUUCCUUUUUCUUAAAGCCGCUAAGCCGCUAAUAGCCGUGCUUCACAAGAUGAAAAAACCGCAAGACGAAGAGACUCGCGGAAGGGAUUAAUUUCGUCUUGCGAGGCACCACUGUAUUUCAUUUCUAGUCAGGCACUGCCCCAUAGCUUCCUGUGGAAACCCCAUAACUUUUUAUGCCACAAAUCACAAAGAGUGUCCCUCUCAACAGUGAUAAUGUGGUAACAUUGGGGAAGCACUGCAGAACAAAAGUGGAAUGAUGCAUGGACAGUCCAGUAUAAAUCAAUGGCUAAUGCACUGUUAUUAUUUCAAUUACGUGUUGUGAAAUAUACUCACAAACCAACAAUUAUCCACCAUUCUGGAGGGAACCACAGAUCUUUCAUUGGCACCCCUACCUUUGUCCUUUCUGCAGAAUCCCUUCUGCAGUGCUGAUGUGCUUGUGGUUUUGCUAUAAUGUUUUUGGAGAUUGGCAAGCAAAGCAGAAGACAGAAACAGCAGGAGAGGCCCAACUGAGGAAGUGAGAUGGUGCAAUAGAAAUGAAAUAACUCAAAAAAAAGUUGAUGAGAUCAUGUGGGUAGCAAAUAGCCUGUCUACAACUUUUUCUGUUUUUUGUCCUGUAAGGUUGGGGGUUUUUUUGCAAAAUCAUUUCUUGCCUGCCUCAUCUGCAGGCCUUGUUAAGAAUCAUUUGCAUUUACAGUGGUCCCUCGGGUUAAGAACUUAAUUCGUUCUGGAGGUCUGUUCUUAACCUGAAACUGUUCUUAACCUGAGGUACCACUUUAGCUAAUGGAGUGUCCCGCUGCUGCUGUGCUGCCACUGUGCGAUUUCUGUUCUCAUCCUGAAGCAAAGUUCUUAACCUGAGGUACUAUUUCUGGGUUAGCAGAGUCUGUAACCUGAAGCGUCUGUAACCCGAGGUACCACUGUAUAUAAAAACAUUUCAGAAACAGGUAGUCCUUUACGUACAUCAAAGGGGAAUGUCUUUUUCAGCCUGAGGGCUGUAUUACCUUUCAGGAAACUGGGAGCCAUGUGCCAGGGCUAGGAAGGGCCAGAGGCUAAAGCAGACACAGCCACAGAUGUAAAGUUCAGUAGGCUUCUAGCCACAAUGGCUAUUUUCUACUUUCACUGUUGGGAGCAAUUGGCCUCUUAGCACCAAUUGCUGGGGAUCACAGGUGGGGAGAGAGAUGUUGCACUAUGGUCCUGCUUACGUGCUUUCCACAGGCAUCAGGUUGGCCACUGUGAGAACAGGAUGCUGGACUAGAUGAGUGCCCUUUGUAUACCAUUUGCCUGGAAUUGCAAGUGGGCUGUUAGGCUCAAGUCCUGUUUGUGGGCUUCCCACAAGGAUCUGGUUGGCCACCGUGAGAAAAGGUUACUGAACUAACUAGAUGGGUCAUUAGCCUGAUCCAGAAGACUCAUCUUACGUUCUUUUUGGGACCUCUGCCUGUACGAAGCUCUGUGUGUUCAGGAUUUGGAUGAAAAAUAGAAGUAGGACUUGCAGCUUGUGAGUACAGUUCUAGGUCUAAUUUAGGGCGGGGCGUGGAUGGCGCUAUAGGUUAAACCGCAGAGCCUAGGACUUGCCGAUCAGAAGGUCGUGGUUCGAAUCCCCGCGAUGGGGUGAGCUCCCGUUGGUCAGUCCCUGCUCCUGCCAGCCUGGCAGUUCAAAAGCGCGUCAAAGUGCAAGUAGAUAAAUAGGAACUGCUCCAGCAGGAAGGUAAACAGUGUUUCCGUGCGCUGCUUUGGUUUGCCAGAAGCAGCUUAGUCAUGCUGGCCACAUGACCCGGAAGCUGUACACCGGCUCCCUCGGCCAAUAAAGCGAGAUGAGCGCCGCAACCCCAGAGUCGGUCACGACUGGACCUAAUGGUCAGGGGUCCCUUUACCUUUAAGCAAAAGUGGAGGAGGCUACUGGAAGUCUCAUGUAAAUUUAGGACAGAGGAACAGGCUAUUAUAAUAUCUGAAGUGCCCACCUGGAACAGAGGCAGGUCUCAGCUUCUGUGCAGAUUUCUUAAAGGUUGUUCCCAGUCCAAGCAUUGCAUGCCAGCAUUCUCCGUGACAUCAGAAAAAACCAUGUGUUUCAACCUUAAGAAUAGCCCUCCUGCAUCACGGUAAAGGGCUCAUCUAUUUCAGAAUUCUGCUUCCCACAGUGGGCCAGUCAGAUAUUUUCAAGGCAUGAGGCAACAGCCCUCACACAUUGCUUGCCUAUUUAGCAACUGGUGUCUUCAUGAUCAGAGGCUGCAGGAGCAGCUGUUGUGGCUCGGUCAGGUCUGAGCUGACUGUGGAAGACUGGGAGACAUUUGCACCUGAGAUGGUUGUAGAACAAUGAGAGGAACCUCCCAGAUAACCAGAGCUGGUAGGGCCAUUCCCUGGAGCCUCCUGGGCACCUUCCCCUGAGCCUGAAGCUCCAGAUGCCUCCCACUGCACAUCACCAGGAGGGAGGCUGUAGUACGGAGGGAGUGCCCGUCUUCAGGCCAGAGGGUUGGCCCUCUGAAGUUCUCUCAAGGGAGUGAAGCCUGGAAGAGGGAGGCACAGGCAUUAAAGGCCUGGAUCUGCUCUCAAGCUUUGUGUAAGCAAGCUGCUCAUUUGGAGCUGUCCAUGGUCUUCCAGCCUUGGUGCUUUUCCUUUCGGUUUCAGUGUCAGACCAGAACAUGACAGGUGUUCAGAUACCUUGCCUAGAGACAUGAAGGUUCCAUAUAGGCACCACAGCUAGCGGCCUUUGAUAAACCCAUUCUUCAUGAAUUUGUCACAUUCCCUAUUGAAAGGGGAAAAGCUCGACAAGAGGAGCGUUACGGAACACCACUUAGGUUUCCAGCUUUUCUUUUCAUUAACAUCAUAAGCAGAGGAGCAAUCCAAGUUGCUGUUUUACUGGUGAGUUGUCCUUCCUGUGCUUACUCUGGUUUGUCCUUCAGAAAAGCUUCAUGCUGAGAAUCUCCAUGGUCACAGCUUAGAUUUAAUCCAUAGUGAUGUGCUGGGUUCCCAAGUGCGGCAAUUACCAGCUGUCUCCAGUUUCAGAUGUGGCCUUGCUGUGUUUGUUGCGCUGGUUCUUUUUGCUCCUGGGUGGAGAGGUGUUUAGCACAAGAGAAGGAGCAGUGUCUUGGGAUGCUAGGCGCAUUUACUCAGAGGCAAGUCUCACUGAGGUGGCCAACUGGUGUUUGCCCUGCUUCUAUCCAAACUCCAUGUGGGGCUCAUAUGCUCGAAAGGUUGCUGCAUAACAAAAAUAAAACCCUACAUGUAGAAAACUAGGAGAAGUGGCUAGUCUCCAAACCCUGAGUCACUAGCUUGUUAAGUGCAGGGAACAUGUGUGGUGUUACAGAGGAGCAUCAUGUGAGCCCUCACAUAAAGUGGGAAACUCAGACACAUAUUGCCCACCUCACUGAGAACUAGGAGCUUAGUUCAAUGGAGCAUAGUGCCGUGUACAGUCAUAAAUCGGGUUACAGCCACUUCAGGUUGCGGUUUUUUUGGGUUAUGGACCACCGAAACCGGAAGUACCGGAAUGGGUUACUUCUGGGUUUCAGUGGUUGCACAUGCGUAGAAGUGCUAAAUCUCUCUUUGCUCAUGUACAGAAGCACCGAAUCGCAACCCGCUCGUGCACAGACGCGGGUUGCGAAUCCUGCGGGUUGCGAAUGUGCAUCCCACAUGGAGCACGUUCGCAACCCAAGCAUCCACUGUAGAUGUGUGGUUUGGCCUUGUGUGGACUUGAUCUUGUAUGUUUUUUUCCAGAAUUCAGAUUGCCUCAGUAGAGGAUUUGGGAGUCUUUGGGUGGAUUUUUUUCUCUCUAACCUGUGGAGAAACAGAGUGGAUGAAAGGACUUUUCUCUAGAGAGGGGUAAAGGGGGCUGUGAACUCAUGGCUUUAGGGAAAGCAAGAAGAGACAGCAUGAGUGGUUACUGGUGCCUUUGGUGUGGGAGGAAACUAGCUUCUCUCUCUCUCUCUCUCUCUCUCUCUCUCUCUCUCUCUCUCUCUGUGUGUGUGUGUGUGUGUAAGAAAAGGAGAAUCACACAAUAGAGAAAAAUCAUGCAGGCUUCUUGAGAGGCCCCUCUCUUUAAAAGCAGCCUUGGGCGACAGUGAAAGUGAAGGCCACUUAGUCUCCCAGAACAAACAGUGGUGAACAAAGGAGGCUGUGUGCUAAUGGGUCUUUCUCAGCCAAGCUGGACUGCAACAAGCCCAGCAGCUGCAAGUGGAACCCAGGUAAUGUGGUUGCAUUUGCAUAACCUCAGGGUGAGCUGCAAACCCUAAUGGACUGUACAUGACCUUACCUUGAUGGAUUCCCUUGUGGGGUGGGGGCAGAAGCCCUGUCCACCUCAAGCGGCGCAUCAUGCAGGAAGAAGGAAGCCCAUACUUAAAACUAUGGAACUCACUCCCAGAUGAUGUGGUGACAGGCACCAACUUGAAUGACAUUAGAAGAGGAUUGGACAAAUCCAUGUUGAUAACUACUAGGCACAUUGGCCAAACUGUUCCUCCGCAGUCAGACAGUAUGCUGGGAAUUGCUAUUAGGGAAGAGUGCUGUUGCACUCAUGUCCUGCACCCCAGAGGCAUCUGGUUGGCCACUGUGAGAGCAGUAUAGGAACAUAACAGGCUGCCUUGGUCCAUCUAGCUCAGCAUUUUCUAUGCUGACUGGCAGUGCCUCUCCAGGAUUUCAUAGAGGGUCCACUCCCACUCCUUUCUGGAGAUGCCAGGGAUUGAAUAUGGGAUGUUCUGCAUGCAAAGCAGAUGCUUUACCACUGAGGUAUGCGCCUUCCCCAAAUGGACCCUGCUAGGUGGGUCUUUGGCCUAAUCCAGCUGGAGUCUUCAUACAUUCUGUCCACCUUGUACAGAAUCCUACUCCCAACAGCUGUGCACAAGAACCCCUGUUUGAAGUCUAUGAUCUAAUAAUAAUAAUAAUAAUAAUAAUAAUAAUAAUAAUAAUAUUUUUUUAUUUAUACCCCACCCUCCCCAGCCAAGGCCGGGCUCAGAGCGGCUUACAAGCAAUAAUAAAAACAAGAUGAAUGAUUACAACUUAAAAACAAAAAUAAAAUACAACAUUAAAAUAAUGGAACAUUAAAAUAUUAAAAUGUAGCCUCAUCGCAGGAGGAGAAGGAAAAGAAAAAAGAAAGAGAGGGAGGGAGGGAAUCAAACUGGCUCCAAGCCAAAGGCCAGGCGGAACAACUCUGUCUUACAGGCCCUGCGGAAAGAAAUCAGAUCCUGCAGGGCCCUGGUCUCGUGAGGCAGAGCGUUCCACCAGGCCGGAGCCAGAGUUGAAAAGGCCCUGGCUCUGGUUGAAGCCAGUCUAACUUCCUUAGGGCCCGGGACCACUAGGGUGUUGCUAUUUAUGGACCUUGAGGCUCUCCGUGGGGCAUACCGGGAGAGGCGGUCCCGUAGGUACGAGGGUCCUAGGCCGUGAAGGGCUUUAAAGGUCAAAAACAGCACCUUAAAUCUGACCCUGUACUCCACCGGGAUCCAGUGCAGCUUGAAAAGAACUGGGUGAAUAUGCUCCCAUGGCAGAGACCCCGUGAGGAGCCUUGCUGCAGCAUUCUGCACUGCUGGAGUUUCUGGGACAGCUUCAAGGGCAGCCCCACAUAGAGCGAAUUACAGUAGUCAAGCCUGGAGGUGACAGUCACAUGGAUCACUGUGGCCAGGUCGGGGCGGGAGAGGUAAGGGACCAACUGCUUGAUGCGGCGAAGGUGGAAAAAUGUCACCUUGGCUGUUGCUGUAACUUGCGCCUCAAUGGAAAGGGAGGUGUCAAGGAUUACACCCAAACUCUUAACGGAAGGCAAUGGCACUAAUUGGGCCCCCACAAGAGAAGGGAGUUGGUCCCUCAUCCCCAUGCCAUCACGACCUAGCCAUAGGACCUCUGUCUUCGAAGGAUUUAGUUUCAAUUGGCUCCCACGAAACCAUCCAGCCACAGCUUCCAAGCAUCUGGUCAGUGUGUUCGGGGCCGAGUCGGUGUGGCCAUCCAUCAGCAGUUAGAGCUGAGUGUCAUCAGCAUAUUAGUGACAGCCCAGCCCAAAGCUCCGGAUAAUCUGGGCAAGGGGGCGCAUAAAGAUGUUAAAAGCACCGGGAGAGAAUUGCGCCCUGCGGCACUCCACACACCAAGGAGUGGCGCGACGACAUUUCCCUCCCUAGUGCCACCCUCUGUCCCCGACCAGAGAUAAAAGAGCACAACCAGUUACGGGCUAUGCCCUGUAUCCCCACGUCUGCGAGGCGGUGGUCCAGAAGAUCAUGAUCUUAGUGGAUUGUGUGAAUGCCCCCUUUGAUUGUCUGCUGUGCAAUGUUGCCUGACCUGCUGCUCAGGCUGGAGCAACCUUGCCUCCUCUGCAUCUUCAAUUUUCAGAGGGCUGAGCCCCCUGCUAAGGAAUAUUGAGGGGGCUGAUGACACCUCUGACCCCUAGAGUUGGCAUGCCUGAUCAGGGGUAGGAAACCUCAAGGCCAGGAGACAAAUGUGGCCCUCCAGGCCUCUCUGUCUGCCCCUUGGAACUCUCCACAGUCUCACCCAGUUGCACUCCUCAUCAACCCUCCUCAAUGCCCUCCUUUGAUUGGAGCAGGGGCAGUUGCCCAAUCCUCAAUUUCCUUGGUCUAACAUACCAGCAUCUGUUCAUUUUUUGCUCUGGGAUUAGUAACAGUUUUGGUGAAGAACCCCUGUUUGAAGUCUAUGAUUGUGUAAAUGCCCCCUUUGAGUUCCUCAGCUCUGUGUGAGAUGAGUCCUUUAUUGCCUUGCUGGCUCUGGAAUCAAUGCCACCUCUCCAUUGGAAUGAAUGGAACCUUUUCAGACACUACAGUUUGGCUGGAGAGGAUAGAAGACACACAAACCCCCCGCAGCUGCGUCACACUUUGCCUGUGGCAAAUGGCACGGCCUGAUACUGGAAUUUCUGUGUCUGCCAUCUGUAUGGAAGGGGAGGCUGAAGUGUGUGUGUGUGUAGAAGAAGAAGAGAGUGGAAUCUAUUGUGCAAACUGGUAUCGGCCUCGGGAGAAGCCAGCCUUCCUCCAAGUGGUCUCUUCUUCACACACACCAAAUUUCAUUCGUACAACAAGACUGUGAGGUAGGCUAUGCCAAGAGUUGGUGAUUAAUACAAGCUGUCCCAGAGUGAGGAUUUGAAUCCAGGUCUUCCUGGCCUUAAAUCCAGUCCUCAGCACAUUUUCAUUCGAUCCUUGGCCUAACUUCAAGCAGGUGAGAAGGAGGGGGCUGUGGGAGAGAGGAAGAGGCGUGCCAUGCCCACUCUUGCCUUUGGACACGCCCACUGUGAGCAAGCACAGCCACCAGGUAACCUUCAAGGGAAUGUAGGCUGCAGCAGAAAGACAGUUCCUCAUCUCUACCUUGCCUGCUGCCCUGCAAUGGCAUUCUAGCACCACUGAAAGUUCCACAAUUUCCCCCUUUUAUCUACCUAAGUUUCUUGUUCCUGGGAUAAGCCUUGGGUUUCUUGCAGGAUAUCCGAGGAGAGAAAGCAGCAAAAGAGUGUUACAAUCAAAUUGGGUUGGGAAUCUUUUUCACCCUGAGGGCCUCAUUCCAUUCUAGGCAGCCUUCCCAGGGCCACCAGGGAUGGACAGAGCCAGAGGCAAAAACAGACCGAGCAAUGAAUGUAGGUUUUACCUUUGUUCAGUAGGCUAGUUUCUACGCACAAUCAUCCUUCUCUAUUGCAAGAGCAAUUCUCAGAAUUCAAGGACACAGCCAGGACAUGUGGGGGCGACUCAAGAAGGAUGCAAAGCAAGGCCACUGAAGGGGGUGGACUGGGGAGAUUUCUGAGGGCCACACAGAGUGGCCUGAGAGUCCAUGCCAGGGGUCAGCAAACGUUUUCCGCAGGGGGGGCCGGUCCACUGUCCCUCACACCUUGUGGGGGCGGACGGACUAUAUUUUGAAGGGGGGAAUCCCCCCCAACGACUCUCCCCUCCCUUCUCCACAGCACUGGACAAGCCCCGGUGGCUGCUUACCUGUGCCUUGUGAGUGGCAGGGGCUGGCAGUGGCAGCGGAGGGACGGUGAGUGGCACGAAAGGGCUGGCUCAGAGAGGGGCUGCUCUGCUUUAAAUGGCGCUCAGCCAACUGUGGCUCCUGUGCCUUGCGAGUAGCAGGGGCUGGCGGUGGUGGUGGAGGAGGGGCGAUGAGUGGCGCAAAAGAGCUGGCUCUGGAGAGGGGCUGCUUAAAAUGGCGCUCAGCCAACCAUGGCUCAACAAAGCCCAGCCCCCUUCCUCCUCUAGGCAGGGCAGGGAGAAGCCAGGAGGAGGGAGGGAGGAGGCGCUGCCGCAGUGGGGGGGGGGGGAAAUGGCACAGCCUGAACAAUCAGAAUCCCCACAGUGAUCCACGUGGCGAAUCCUGGACCAUCUGUGGGCAGGAUCCAGAAGGCAAUUGGGCCGGAUCCGGCCCCUGGGCCUUAGUUUGCCGAACCAUGCCCUUGUGCUGGAGUGUCAGGCUAGGGUUCGUGACAUUAAGCUCUCCAGCUUGCCAAAAACUGGAAAGCUAUUUAGGGACAGUUCCUGGAAAACCAACACUGUCAACCAGUUUUGCUGUUUUCUCUCAGUUCUGUCUCCAGGGACAGCCUGUGUUUGCUGACUGCCAUCCCUCGCAAGGAGAGGGCAGUUGGGGCAUGUCUUACUGGCCUACAGAAAUGUUAACCAUUGAAUUGAAAAGGCCAAAAAAAAAGGGUUCUUUGAGAAAAAUAUGAGCCAACUUUCCUGACUACCAUUCAAACUCUCUCUUGUCUUAGCCCCCUACAGUCUGGGGACAGGAUGUGUGGAAGUGCUGAAUGAAACUGCAAUGUGACCUACUUUUUUUCCAAGGCUCGUACCACCCGACACCCCUCAGCUCUUUGCAGAAGCAACGAUGAAACGGCGCAAGUGAGUCUCACUCCCGCCUUGUUCCCCCCCCCCCGGGAGGUUAUUCCACCACGCCACCCUGCAUCAAUCUGCCUUAUCAGUGACUGCGGGAAUGUCCAAUGCAGCAAGGGAUGGCUUUGAAGCACAACACCUCCGCCUGCAGGAGGAGAAGGAGGAAGAUGAGCUCAAGAGGCGUGCAGAUCCGGACGGAGACCCCAGUGUGGGAAGAAGCAGGCUUGUGGGGAGCCUAGAUCGGCAGGGUGUGUCUUCUCCUCAGGGGAUGCUGGAGGAUGUUGAAGGUCUGGAAGAGCUUAAGAGCAACCAGGAAUUUUUGGCAGAACGCAACUGGGAGUCUGACUUGGGUGAACGUCAGGACUUCGAAUGUGCAGGGGCAACCAGCCCCGGGACUUCUGCAGACCGACACAGUGAGUAGCACAGGAGAUCUGGUUGACCCUUCUCUAUGAACAUUGGCCAAUUGAGUGAAAGUAGAUUAUGACCAGUAGGAGGCUGGCCUAUUAGGGCAAAUGGGGCACUGCCCACCACCCUCAGCGAGUCCUCAGCCAGUCUCAACCUGCCUCCCUUCUUACUUACAUCCAGUCCAGGGGGUGGUCCUUCCUGCCAACUUCCUCCUCCUCAGUCUGAAGUGAUAUCCUUUGUAGAACUCAGCAGGGAGGAGGAAGAGAGGGACAAAGCUAGAAUUAGUUGACUCCAACUCCCUACAGUCCACUCUAUCAGCACCCAUGAACACUACGCCACCCGUGUCGCAACACGGGACCAGAGAGGCAGCUGAGUAAGGUUAUCAGUGGUUUUGGAACUACAGUGCCCUUUAACUUCCUACUGUUACUAGCAAAACCAGAAUGAGAGAUGCAAAAUGCACAUGGUUUUUGCAAAUUUGCAUAAUUUAUACAGAUGUCAUAAACUCAGCUGUGCCUGGCAUGGAAUUUGUGUGGAGUUUUAAUGUUGUGAAAUACACACACUGAGGCCAAAUGCCAGUUCUCACACUUCUCAGAUCUUCUGAAUGAUGAAGCUGGGGAUGAGAUAGUUGUUUACCACAUGGCACAUAAUGUGGAGAAAAUGAACAGAGGGUUUUUUUGUUUUCUUCCAUACUGCUAGAACUCUGGCUUAUUGGAUUCGGGACAGACAAAAAGAUGGGCACAUAAUACAUUAUUCAGUUAUGGAACUCCCUGUCACAAAUGUGGUGAUGGCAGUCUGGUUCAGAUGGUUUUGAAAUUAGGUGCUUUCAUGUAUGCCAGAUCUGUCAGUGUCAAUGGGGCACAAAAGGUAAAUUGAACCUUCAUGUUCAGGGGUAGUAUACUUCUGAAUGCCACUUUCUAGGAGCAGCAGGGAGGAUGGCUGCAUACAUUACUCUCCCCUUUUCCAUUUUAUCUCCACAACAACCCUGUGAGGUAGGUUAGGCUGAGCAACAGUGACUGGCUCAAGUUUCUGCAGAGUCAGCAAGAGGGUGUGGGGUGGGGUGAAUUAAUUAUGCCAGUGGGUGUGCUCUAGGUAGGACUAACAUUGAAUACAACCCUUAUGUUUGAUGAGGAAAGGAUCUAAAGGCCUUCCUGAAAUUUUGGUAAAGUCGUGAGGUCUUAAAUGGAAUUACUCUGAGCUCCUGGAAGGGGUCUGGGACUUUUAAUCUAAUUUAGUAUUUUAAUGCCUGCCUUCUGCAUUAAGCUACAUGAUCAAAAGUGGGAUAUAUUUAAGCAUUCUCUUCUUCCUUCCCCACAGAACAUCUAGAGGACAAUAGAAGCCCCAAUGAUCAAGGUCCGAUUUCCUACUGGCAUCCACAGAGAGACCAACUUUUGGGUGCCCCAGAAGAUGACCAGGAUCCAGGCAGCUCCCAAGAUCUGGAGAAACAAGCAGGGGAGUUGGAUGCUAGCAGUGAGGGAGAGACCUACCCAGAGCUCUCAUAUGAGGUCCAGUAUGGCUCAGAGUAUAGCACCAGUCCUGAGGCACUGAGAGACCCACAGGCCUCGUACAAGAGCAGCAAAUCCUACAGUUUUAUCUCAGAAGGUGGAGAAGAGUUUUCUGAUAACUCCAACCUUAGUGCCUCUCCUUCCAGGCCUCCUUUGGAAUGCACCCUCUUGAAAACAGAUGCCUAUGAGCUUGGCAAGACUCAGAAGUUUCCAGAGGAAAUGGCACUUACUUCCCUAUCAAGGAGAAGUCCUCGUGGCAGCUCUUUUGGGGGUUCCAUGGGCAGCAGUCAUAGCCCCUCGUUUGUAGACCAUGUUCCAAAUUUUUCCAGCAUUGAGGCUGAGACCUUACCAGAAUCCUCCUUUAUAGAGAACCUGGGCCACCCUAAGGAAGGUGUUGACAAGGUGGUUGCCACUGCUGGCAGAGCCAGAACAACUCAGUGUUUUCCUUUAGCCCCUGUUAAACCGAAGGAGAAGCUUCUGGAACCAAGCGGGGCAAUGGAAACAUCUCACACCCUGAGGCAAGUUGGCUACCAGCAGCUGGGAAAGGUGUGGAAGCUGAAAACAGAUGUUCCUCAUGGACUGCCAUCCAAAUUCAAAAUGCAGUCCAGGUCCCUGAGCCCACAGGGGAGAGCUGCCUGGAAAAGGGCAGGAGAGUCCAGUUUGAGCAAGUCUGUUCAAGAAAGUAGUCCAGUAAACCUGGCAACAACUGACACUUUGCAGUAUGGCCGAGGGCAGCUCAACUACCCGCUUCCAGAUCUGUCCAAAGUGGAGCCUCGAGUGAAGUUUCCAAAGAACGCACAAAGCUACCAUCCACCCCGGGGGAAGACCCCCCCAGCGAGGACCAAUGAAUCUGGGAAGCCAGUGGUCUUCAAGUCUCCUGCUGAGAUUGUCCGCGAGGUGCUGCUGAGCAGUGGGGAAGGGUCUGUGCAGAAAUGUCAAGACCCCACCAUUUCUGUCAUUCCCGAAGAACUCAAAUCCCCAAGACAAGCUACAGUGCUGGUGCAUCAACUUCAGGUAAUAGCUUCAGUGUCUAUUGUGAAAGUUCUGAAGCCACACAUCGACUUACUUCUUAUUCAGGCAGAUGGCCUGUGUCUGAGCUUGUAUCCCUUAAGAAUGUAAGAAGAGCCCUGGAUCAGGUCAAAGGGAGCCCAUCUAGUCCAACACCCUGUUCUCACAGUGGCCAGCCAGAUACCCCAAUGGGGAGCCCACAAGCAGGAGCUGAACACAACAGUGUUCUCCCAAACUGUAAUUUCCAGGAACUGGCAGGUAUUCAGAGAAAGACUGCCUCUGACCAUAGAUGUAGAACAUAGCCAUUGGGAUAAUUUCAAAUUGUUUGACACCCCCCUCCAUUUUCUUAGCUACUUGCUGUCCAGUCAUGGAAUUUGCAUGGGUUGCAACCAAUGUUAGAGUAGAUAUAUUGAUAGUCUUGUCCUCUAUGAAUUUGGCUAAUCCUCCUUUAAAGUCAUUCAAGUUAGUGGUCAUCACUACAUCUUCCAGAAUCAAAUUCCAUAGAGUUGUAUCCAACUAAGUAUCACUCAGAGCCCCAAGAAGCCAGAAGAAUUCUUGUUAGCUGUAAGGGGACAGGAAAUCCCAGAUAAAGUAAAAAAAACACCUCUUCCUUUACGCAACAGCUACAGGAAGGGUACUACAUACUACGUACACACUAAAAUGUGGAAGGAGAGGAAAAUUCCGCCCAAAGACCAGUGGUUGCUUAAACUAAUAGAAUAUGUAAAAUCAGCCGUGAUGAUGACCAAAAUAAGGGGGAAACAGUAUUGAGCAAGUGGGAACAACUUUAAAAAGAAACUGUGUAAAUAUAAAUUUACAAGUAGGGUUAAACAUUUUAACACCGGUAAACAUAACAAAGAGUGAAAGAUAGAGAAGGGAAGAAUUGGAAAACUUUAAGAGUUGUAGAAAACCAAAGUGAUUGGGUUGGUUAGGGUGUCAAGGGAAAAUAGGUUGGGAAGUCCAGGCAAGAAGGGCUAGGAGAUGAUGUAUGUAACUGGGAUAACUAUAACUGAUCGUUAUUUGCACAAUUUUUUAAAAAAAGUUUCACUCAGAGUAACUCAGUCAUGUACACUAAUUUCAAUAUACCUACUCUAACACUGGAUGCAUCCAAUGCAAAUUCCAUGACUGGAUAGGUAAAGGUAAAGGGACCCCUCACCAUUAGGUCCAGUCAUUACCGACUCUGGGGUUGCGACACUCAUCUCACUUUAUUGGCCGAGGGAGCCGGCAUGCAGCUUCUGUGUCAUGUAGCCAGCAUGACUAAGCCGCUUCUGGUGAAACCAGAGCAGCGCACAGAAACGCCAUUUACCUUCCCGCCGGAGCGGUACCUAUUUAUCUACUUGCACUAUUGUGCUUUUGAACUGCUAGGUUGGCAGGAGCAGGGACCGAGCAACGGGAGCUCAACCCAUUGUGGGGAUUCGAACCCACCCGCGUCUGUGGAGGGGGGUGUCAAACAGUUUGAAAUUAUUGAGUGAUUGUCUAUACAGAACUCAUCACACCUAUACAACCAACAUGUGGGGAGAGGAGUGGGUGAACACUGUUCUCCAUGAAAUGCUAGUUUUCUUUGCAUGGGGAUCUUUUUUUUUUUUUUAAUUAUAUGAAAGAGCAUUUAGGAAUGCAGGCCAUCUGUCAUCUGGCAUGGUACAGUAUUAGACAUUAGUUCACCACCACAGGAAGAGCUAGGCCAUGCCAUGGGUAACUGAAAAUAAAGGAGCCCUAGGAUCUGUAAAACUACCAUCUUGCCAAUCCUGUCCCAACAAAAAGGGAAUGCUGCAGAAAUGAUGCAACAUGUGCCAGUUUGCAUUUCUUUGACAUGAUUUCUUUUCCUUUUUUUGUGGGGCGGACGAAGGAGUUAUGAGCAUUCAUCAGACUGUGCUGUGAACAUCGCUUCCAACACAGUUCUAUGGUUCUUAUAUUAUUAACUGUUAACCAGUCAGCCUGGGCUCCUGUCAUUGGGGUUGACUGGAACUCUAAAAUAUGAACCUAACAGAUGCCAAAUGCCUUUCUUCUUUUUUUAGGAGGACUACCACAAACUGCUGACAAAGUAUGCUGAAGCUGAGAACACCAUUGACCGGCUACGGCUGGGUGCAAAGGUAGGAUGUCUCCAGCUUGUUUGAGGACCUAGCACUGUCCUUCAUCCAACUGUAUUCUGUCAUGCUAGAUUUCUGUGUGUAGGACAGGAAUGGGGAACUGGAUCUGGUGAGCGGGCUGGAUUCUUACCUCUCAACUGCCUCCCUCUCCCACUGCAGUGGAGACUGGCCUAUUAGGGAGAAUGAAGCACUGCCCCACCAACCUCAGUCUGCUCUCAGCCAUCCUCCACCUGCCUGCCUUCUUAGAUACCACCACUCAUGGGGAUGGCACUGAAUGUCAGGUUCCUCCUCCUCCAUCUUGGUGUUGACCUUUGUAGAGCUCAGCAGGGAGCCUAGAAUCAGUCAGCUCCACCUCUCAUUUGCUCUGGCUCAUCUCACCUCUGACUCCACCUGCCAUUGGUCUCCCCACACUGUUGUUCUCCCUGCCUUCCACCCUACCAGAACUAAUGGGCACCACCUUCCACUGCCCUGUGGGCCAAAUCUGGAAGGUGAUGGGGCCACUUACCCAUCAAUCACCUGGCAUGACAAUGACAUCAGGUGUCCCAUUUUCCUUUGCCCGCACAGUUUGGCAUUAAACAAUGCAGGCAAAGGUACAGCAAUUUAUAAGUUCCUGCGAUCACAGUGGUGCCUGCAAACCCCACUUUUUAACCCAGCUGCUGAUUAGGCAGAUGGUGCACUGAUGAUCAGCAAUUUGGAUGGCUUCAAAAGAGGAUUAGACAAGUUCAUGGAUGAUAAAGCUAGCAGUGGUUCCUAGCCACAAUGACUGUGCUCUGCCACCACUGUUGGAGACAGUAGACCUCUGAAUACCAGUUGCUUAGAAUCACGUGAGGAGGGCUGUGACACUCAGGCCCUGCUUGCAGGUUUUGCACAGGCAUAUGUCUGUGGAAGGACAGAUCGUGAAGCUGAGGCUCCAAUACUUUGGUCACCUCAUGAGAAGAGAAGACUCCCUAGAAAAGACCUUGAUGUUGGGAAAGAUGGAGGGCACAAGGAGAAGGGGACGACAGAGGACGAGAUGGUUGGACAGUGUUCUCGAAGCUGCCAACAUGAGUUUGACCAAACUGCAGGAGGCAGUGGAAGACAGAAGUGUCUGGCGUGCUCUGGUCCAUGGGGUCACCAAGAGUCGGACACGACUGAAUGACUAAACAACCACAACAACAUGUCUGGCCAUUGUGAGCACAGGAUCCUGGACUAGAUGGGCCACAGGCCUGAUCUAGCAACCAGGCUCUUCUAGCAAGGCCCCCUCCCCACUUUAUGAAGGAGAGAGUCUGUUUAAAGAAGAGAAUGGGAAUCAUUAUGUUUUGUUUUUUGACAUAUACCCCGCCCCCACACAAGCACUUUUAGUUCCAGGUUCCUGUUUGAGUCAGUGAGUCAGGCAGCCUGGCCUCUGCUUGAGCAGGAAUGUGAGAAUACGAGAACGUGCCUAAAAGAUGAGCAGCUCAGGGUUGCAACAGGUUUUCCCCCACCCACCCCUUUCCUGUAUCUUAAGAGCUGCGUCUUUUCAAACCACAGCCCAGCAGAAGCAACCACCAUGGCAGCUACUCAGAAAGAGGAAGGAAGAUGUGGGACAUUAAUUAAAAGAAGUCUUAAGAACAUGAAUGGCUUUAAAAUAGGGUUGGAGAAAUUCAAGUCUUAUCAGUGGCUGGUCACCAUGAUGGUUGUGCUUGUGCCUCCAUGGUUAGUUGCUAGAAAUCACAGGAGGGGAGAGUGCUGCUGUGCAGGUUUCCCACAGUCAUAUGAACGGCCACUGUGAAAACAGGAUGCUGAACUAGAUGACCCUUGGCCUGAUCCAGCGGGCUCUUGUAUUAUUAUGCUAUGUUCUUAACAAAAGAAAUAUAUCUGCUGGGUCACGUCAAUGGAUGAUAUAAUCAGCAUUCUGCUUCCAGAAGUGGUUAGCCCAGUGUUGAGAAGGCCACUGGCAGGGCAACUCUCCUUUCUAGUUGUCGUUGUUUUGUCUUUGAUACUCUGGGUAAAGCACUACAGAAUUUGGAGGCUCUGUUUGGCUUUCAUGCAGAAAACUGGUUAGGGAUAAGGGAUAAAAUUGUUUGGCUUGCAUUAUCUUAUCUUAAUUUGACCUUCCCAAAUCAACAUGCAAAGGUAUUAUUGUGGCUAUCUUUCAAACUUCUCACUCCUCCAAAUUUUGCAAUGCAAUUCCCCAGCUAAAAAGUGCAUGCGGAAAGAGGGAAGUGUGUUCACCAAUGCCUUUAUUAGUCAAAAUGACAAACAAGUGUGCAUUCUAUAUGGAGAAAUUGCUUGCAGAAAAUGUGUAUGAGGCAAAAUUGCAUCCAAAAAUAUGUAAAAUAGAUGCAUUUAUUACCCUGAUCUCUAAGCAAGAUAGUGACUUAACAAAGACUAAAAAUUACAGAUUUCUUUAUUGAACUAUGAUUAUAAACUAUUUGCUACAAUUUUAGCUAACAGACUAAAAAGGACAUUGAUUGAGUCAGUCCACAGAGACCAAGCUGGUUUUUUUAUCAGGCCAUCAAAUGAAGGACAAAAUAAGAAACGUAAUUAAUCUAAUAGAGCAUUUGGAAGUAAGAAAUGAAAAGCAGACCACACUAAUCUUUUUAGAUGCAGAGAAAGCCUUUGAUAAUAUUUCAUGGUCAUUCAUGAUUAAGGUAUUAGAGAAAAUGGAAUAGGUAAUCCUUUCCUUUCUGUUGGGGAUAAUUAAGACUGAAAUCUCCAGGUGUCGGAAAAGGUUAUUUAUGUAUGCAACAACAGUGGCUUGUGUUUUGUUAGCCCCAAAAUGGAAAAUGAGCGAGGUCACAACCAAAGAAGAUUGGCAACUUGCAGACUUAACAUAUAGAAUAAGAGAACAAGAAGAACAUACAUUUAAAGAAGAUUGGAAAACAUUUAUUAAAUAUAUGGAAAAUAAUUGUGUACCAUUGAAAACACUGGCAGUAUUAAUAUAAAUUCAACAGUGUAAAUAAGUUUUGAUGGAUGUGAUAAUAGAAGACCGAUUGGUAUACCGUAGUUUUUGUAAAAUAUACAGGGAUAUAAGAUAUGCAAAAUGAACCAUGGAAAGAGAAGAAGGGAAGUCACUGACAUCUUAAGUAUGUAAAAUAUUUAUCGGAAAUUGUAAAAUAGACAAUUCAAUAAAAAUCAUAUUGAAAACCAACACCCCCCCCAACACGUAAAAUAGGAGAAAUUGGAAAGUGUACAUAUUUGCUUUUAAAUAAAUUGCAAUAAUUGCAAACUGAACUGGAGAUGGGGUAAGCUGAAGACUGAAAAAUGAGAGAAACUAAAACUGACAGACAUGUCCAUUCCUGUUGCUGAUAGCUGUUGAUGGAUCUAACAUCUCCAUGAAUUUAACAAAUCCCUUUUAAAACCUCUUCCGAAAGUAACUGCCAUCAGUAUUCUGGCUCAGAUGUAGAGGACACCACCAGUAAAUUCUCACCCAGCCUUGUGGCUCAGUAUACAGGGGCAUUUAGACAAAUAGUGAAGCUUAUAGUGAGUCAGACCAUUGGUCCAGCUAUCUCAGUGCUGCCUACACUGACUGGCAGCAGCUCUCCAGGGUUUCAGACAGAGAGCUUCUCCCUCCUCUACCUGGAGGUACAGGAGAUUGAUGUUGGGACCUUCUGCAUGCACAGCAGAUGCUCUACCACUGUGUUACAGUCUCUCCCUAAAAGGAAAAGGCUUCUUUGGAAACUAGAUUAUAACUGAAUGUGCAUGAGAGGUAUAGUAGAAUGGAUUUCCAGGUCUGUGGUUCACAGAGGGGUAUGUGGGAGGAGUUUGAGAGAGAGGCAUACUGCACAGAUGGCAAGGAUUAAUGAAAUCCAGCUUUAGUCCCCGCCAACUGAAAAUAAGUGAGCAAGGGUGAUGGAGCGAGGAGAUAAGGGAUUUUCCUCAGCCCCCAGAGCUGUUUGUGAAUGGGUAAUCAGAAAUGAGCUCAUAUGGCCUUCCUGAGCAAUUUUAUUUUGACUCUGGCAACAUCAGAAGUUGCUUUCUAUCAGAUAAGGCUAUUUGUUUAUCUAGCGUGGUAUUGUCUAAUGGCAAUGGCUCUCCAGCUUUUAAGGAAGGGCUGUAGCUCAGGGGAGGGGAGUGGGUAGAACAUCUGCAUUGUAUGUGGAAGGUACCUGGUUCAAUCUACAGCAUCUUCAGUUAGGGAUGUGAAAGACUCUGCUGCCUGAAACCCUGGAGAGCCUUCCAGUCAGUGUAGGCAGUACUGGGCUCAAGCAAUGAAGAGCCUGUUUUCCAUAGCUUUCUGACUGAUCCUUUUUAACUGGAGAUGUCACAGAUUAAAACGGGGGUCUUCUUCAUGUGCUCUAAAAGCAGCGCUACAGUCUGGAAUGUACUCUGUACAUGUUCAGAGGAACUGUAUCAGUCCUUCAAAUAACCACUGGCAUUUAAAUAGAGAAAGCCACCCCACACCUGAUUUCCACCUCUUGAUUAAGUCAGGGCAAUGGACAUCAAUGCUAUGACCAUUCAUUGUCCAGCCUUGGUAGGCAAAGUGAGUCCCAGGGCCUGAAGGUACUUCAUGGGGAAGAGGCCAUCUGCAGUUCAGGUGGAGCUCCAUGCAGAUCUAGCACCUCUUCAUAGCUCUUCCCCUAUGACUCCCCUCCUUACCCUCCUCACCCUUCCCAGCACCCCUGUGUUUCAAAAUCAUAUUUGGAUUGAAUAACCCCAUGGAUUUCUUCUUCCUCUCAGGUGCGGCUGUACUAUGACCAUUCAAAACCCAGCCAUGGGGUCCAAAUGGGGACUGUGGCUCAGGCCUCCAAGGUCGUAACCAUCAGCAUCCCUCAGGCCAGGACAGCUGAGGUCACAGGGAGCUCUAGCUCAGCACCGAAUACUACUUGGAAUGAAGGUAAGGUCUGAGAAAUCUGUGCACCAUCCUUUGGAAGAAAUAACAUUUGUAGAAAGUUCACUUUGGGACAAACAGUAAGGUCUGGAUGAAUAUUGGCUAGAUCUCUGGUGCUGGUAGCUAAAUAUGGUCCCAUCCCCCCAAGCCCAGCCUCUGUCCCAAACUACAAUCAUUUGAUGAACUUGCUUAGAUCAGUGGUGAGUAAUGUAAAGGUAAAGGAUCCCUGGACAGUUAAGUCCAGUCAAAGAUGACUAUGGGGGUGUGACGUUCAUCUCACUUCAGACCGAGAGAGCUGGUGUUUGUCCACAGCUUUCCGGGUCAUGCGGCCAGCAUGACUAAACUGCUUCUGGCACAAUGGAACACCAUGACAGAAGCCAGAGUGCUCGGAAACACCAUUUACCUUCCUGCCGCAGCGGUACCUAUUUAUCUACUUGCACUGUUAUGCUUUAGAACUGCUAGGUAGGCAGGAGCAGGGACAGAGCAAUGGGUGCGUUCCAACGGCUCUCUAAGUCGUUGUUAGAUUCCAGUUCCUAACAGCCCCAGCAAGAAGGGCAAGCAUUUGGGAUGAAGGGAGUUUUAGCCCAACAGUAUAUAGAAAGCAUCAUGUUGAUUACCCCUGCUCUACCUUAGCUGAGCCAGCAGAAUAGCAGGCCCUUGAAACUGAGGUGUGCAAGGCCCAAGCUCCAGGUUCCUGAUAUGGUUCUAAGAACUAUCCCUGGCCACAUCCCUCACCUGAUCUGUGCCUUCCUUGAGUGUUUUUGUCUGGCUGGAAUGUGUUCUUCAACCCUGAUAGUGCUUUUUGGGUAGAGGAUAGUGGUGGAGGUCUAUGAGUGUGCAUAGAAACUAGCCUACCACACAAAGGUAAUUUUACUGUUUACUAACACACACUAUUCCACCCACUUUUGCCUCUGACCCCACCUAUCACUAGUAUGUGGCCCCCAUAAGGUGGUCCAGAAGGGAAUGUGGCCCUCAGGUUCAAAAAGAUUCCUCAUCCCUGCCUUAGAUGCCCAAGCAGUUCUAUGUACCUUGGGAUCCUUCCUAUAUUUUAUCUUGGCUGGUUUUUUGUUGCUUUCUAACUAGCCCUGAAGACCAUCUCCUAUCUCAAUAUGUCAGUUCCUAUAGACUACUAAUAAAUUCAUUCUUGUGAGUGUGGAUCCUGGUGUAGCCAAAACACAAGAUGAGAUUAGAGUGAGGUUUUGGUGUAGCCAAAACACAAGAGUGAGGUUAGUAGCAGUCUUACGGGAACUCCAAGCUUUGCAGAAGUGCACAAAGGAGAACAAACUUUAUUCAAAUAAGAAAAGGGGGGUGCACACCCAACAGUGCAAUAAGAAGUGAGCAUGCUCAGUAUCCACAAAAUGUCGACUGAAUUGUGUGGGUGGGAGAAAUAUAAAAGCAGGAAAGAAAGUAAUGGAUUGGAGUAGUCUGGAAGAGAACAUGGCUAGCUAGACUGUCUCCUCCAUGCCUUCCCCAUUCCUUAAGCAGUUCUGAUGGGUAAGAUCUUGCUAGAUUCGUUUAUCUCAAUGCAUAAAAGUUUUUGUCUCCUUAAAUUGCAGGAUUUUCUGGCCCUCAAGCAGCCUCCUUUCCUCUUCCCAACUCCAUGGGUUUGGGCAAUCCAGCAGCAGAUGGUGCCACCGCCACAUCAAUACCUUUUUCAGGAGAUCACUUGACACACCUGUUGGCUUCCCAAGCUAGCAAAUUCCAGACUCAGGCAAGUUCACAGCUUAGAGCCAGCAAACUGUUUUGAAGUGCAUGUCUGUGUGUGACUAUUUGCUUCCCUCUGAAUCUUUGUGCAAGCAAUGCACACAAUUCAGUACUAUUUUUCUAGAAAAAGAGGUGACGGAACUCACCAUGAACGCCUCUCUUAUAGUGGCAAUGGCACCCACCUAAGAGGAGCCGGAACUGAGUUCCGACAAGUUCCAGCUGAAAUAACCCUGCACACACCCAUCCAAUUCAGUGUUUUAGAACUGUAGCCUCUCUUAAAUAACAGUCCCCUUUAGCUACUGUUGCAAAACUGAUAUGCACACACACUCUCAGUUUCAUCUGCUCACCAUCCAUGAAUAACAACAGAAUCCCACUUAAGAGAGGGAGGAGAGUUGGAUUCUUAGUGUGGCAUUGGUUUGUUGUGCUUGUUUGGUUGCUAAUUGGUGAUGGGAUCCAAUUAGCCUUGUUUCUUUAGUUAGCACAGUUGAUGACAUGUAAAAGGAAGGGAGAAAGUGAGUGCUGUUAGGGAAUAAUGAGCUUACUACUGGUGUUGUUAUGAGUUGGGAAGGUGUCUUCACAGGUUGUUUUUCACCCAGUUUGUUGGUGCCAGGACCAGCUGGUGGUUUUUGCACUUUGUAAGGUAAAGGUAAAGGGACCCCUGACCAUUAGGUCCAGUCAUGACCGACUCUGGGGUUGCGGCGCUCAUCUCGCUUUAUUGGCCGAGAGAGCCGGCGUACAGCUUCCAGGUCAUGUGGCCAGCAGGACUAAGCUGCUUCUGGCGAACCAGAGCAGCACACAGAAAUGCCAUUUGCACUUUGUAGGGCUGUGCAAUAAAUCACCAUAUCGUUGAAUACGGUAUUGAAAUAACAUAGUGGUAAGUGUUUCAACAAGGCAAUAUACCAGUGAACAAAAGGUGGAGAUUCAACAGCUUCCCAAGGAGUAGCUCAGCUGAACCGUACUUUACAGAUACUUUGCAAAUAUUUUGCAGGCAUGGUGUCUCCAGCUUUGUUUGCUCUUUCCCUCCUCCCUUCUAACCCAUAAUAAAUUAAGAUAUGCCCUCACACAAACCAGCAAACUCUGUCAGCUUUACUGGUAUCUUUCCACUUAGAGCUCAGCUAAUUAUGCAGAACCUGCUAACUAUUAAAAACAAAGCAUAUUAAUGCACUUCAGUUGCACAAACAUACAUUUCAGUUUGCAACUGAAUCCUCACGAAAUACUAACUGUAUGGAGGUGACUUUAUGUUUUCACCUAGAGCAGGGGUCAGCAGACCUUUUCAGCAGGGGGCCAGUCCCCUGUCCCUCAGACCUUUGGGGGGGGCAGACUAUAUUUUUUUGGGGGGGGGGAUGAUGCAAGAGCCCCACAAGCCCCACUGGCUGCUUACAAGCGGCAGGGGUUGGCCACGGCAGAGGGAUGAUGAGUGGUGCGUGAAAGGGCUCUGGAGAGGGGCUGCUUAAAAUAGCGGCUGCUCGAGUGCUGCUGCUGACACCGACAAAGCCCAGCCCCCUUCCUCUUCUAGGUAGGGCGGGAAGAAGCCAGGAGGAGGGAGGGAGAUGAUGUGAGGGAAAGGGAAAGAACGUGUGCGCUGGCGAUCCACACAGCGAUACCCAGACCGUCCACGGGCCGGAUCCAGAAGGCAAUUGGGCCUGAUCUGGCCCGCAGGCCUUAGUUUGCCUACCCAUGACCUAGAGGCUUUGGGGAACAGGCCUAAGUAUGGCACAGGUACUGGAGGAGAUUAAGCUGAUUAAGGAAGGUGGGGGAAUCACCCAAAUGGAGAUUGUGUAGCAAAAGAACAGUGCCAGCCCACCUCAAGGUAUUAUUUCUGGUUCUUAAGCAGGACAUGAUGAAAUGUUCUGAAUGCUCUUAUUUAGGUGGAAAACUUGGAGGAGCUAAUUCGAACAAGGAAGUUGCCACUUCAAGACCAGCUAAAGGUACCACAAUCAUUUUCUUGAAUUAAUGUUGCAUCUUCUUCUUUUUUUAAUGAGAUUUGUAUUAAAGUCUUUCAUAAUACGUAAAAUAGUGGUUACCAAAAAACAAAUAGAAUAAGUGGAAUACAGAGUCCUUUCUUAGUAGGUCAUUCUUAGCCCUUACCACCCAUAGAGCACAGUAGCUCCUCCCAGCUCUCACCUGGGAUCUUUUCUUUCUCUUCCCAGCCUCUCACCCUGGGAGACUGACAUUUCCCUGUUUCUCACCCAGGGUCCUCCAACAACCAUUUACCACCCCCAUGAGUGUACAGUCUAUGGACCUUAAUAAAAGUCCCUGACAUGGGACUUCAAAGAGAACCAACAAAAGAAAGAAAAGGAACAAUAAGAAGAAAGAAGAGAGAAGGAGAUCAAUAAAAUAAAAAAGACAAACAAACAAAAGAAAAAGAAAAAUUAGAGAAAGAUUUUAAAAACUUCUGAUUUUCCAUCUGCCGCUUACAUAAAAAAAGAAAAAUAUAUAUGAUUAUUUAAGACAUUCAGUUCAUGCCUACACCCAUCUUCUUCACCUUGAAAUUGCAGAAAUGGUAACAAGUUGGGUGCAAUAUGAUCAGCUUAAUGAGGCAUUCAAAUUGAAUAAGAGGAAUGGUUUUGCGAUGCAAACCUCUCAGAAAGAUACCUGCUAGACCGGGGUAGUCAACCUUUUUAUACCUACCGCCCACUAAUGCAUCUUUCUUGAUUUCCUUACCCUCCACCAGUGCUUGAUAGAAGGAGGAUUCAGCUUGUGCUGUAGAACCCACUACUGCCCACCUAUAAUCCUGAAACGCCCUCUAGUGGGCAGUAGGUACCAGGUAGACAACCCCAUGCUAGACAUUAACAAUAAAUUACUGUCUAAAAUGUGUUUUUGUAUUGUAAACCACCCUGUGAUCUUCAGAUGAAGGGUGGUACAUGAGUGGUGGUGGUGAUGUAAAUAAAUAAAUUUCCAGGGUGCUGAGAGCUGUUAGGAGACCCCUAUUUCCUUCACAAAGCUACACUUUCAAGAGUGGUUUAACAAUUCCACUUUGCAGGAAACUUUGGAAAGUGUAGCUCUCUGAGUGGCAUAAGGUGUCUUUCAGGAGAGCAACGUCUGUCUGAAAGCUUCAUCCUGGGAGAAUGCCUGAAAUAAUUUACUACAAGGUGAUUUUUGUCGGUUCCAUUAUCAAUGAAACUAGAAACUUACCCGUAUUGCUGUAUUGCUAGCGUGCCAUUUCCCAUCAUAAGGAUACAGUUAGAGUUGACACAGCUGUGGUACUUGGGAGUCAACAAGUCACUCAAAAUCCCCUGCCUCUUUCAACCUUGCUUUCCAUUGUAGGGGUUUGCAAGACUAAAGGAAGCCCAGGACGCCUUGGAGCAGACAUAUCUACAGGCUCGAGAUGAAUACAGGCAGUUGCAGAACCAUCAAGAACCUGCGGGGGCGCUAGGAGACUUUGAUUCUGAUCGGUAUGUAUAUAAAGUGGUACCUUGGUUCUUAAACACCUUGGUACUCAAAUGCCUUGGUUCUCAAACGCCAAAAAAGCGGAAGUAAGUGUUCCGGUUUUUCAAACAUUUUUUGGAAGCCGAACGUCCAAUGUGGCUGUUGGCUAUUGUUUCCAGGGCACCUGGACCAAUCUGAAGCUGCGCCUUGGUUUUCGGACAUUUUGGAAGUCAAACGGACUUCCGGAAUGGAUUAAGUUUGGCGCUUUUGUUUUUGCUAUUUAUUUUGCGUUUUUGUUUUUGAGGCUUUUUCGGUUAAUUUGUUUUUGUGACUGUGUGGAACCCAGUUCAGCUACUGAUUGAUUGAUUGAUUGAUUGUGUGACUGUGGAAAUGAAUAAAAGCUCACCAUUCAAACAAUAACUAUAAUCAGUGCAGGUAAGAUUUUAUAUAUAUAUAUAUCUACAAUACUGUUUUAUUUAUUUUAUAGUACAGUACAUUGAUUAUUGCUUUCAUUUUAUGGAUCAAUUGUAUCGUUAGAUAGUAAAAUUUAUGUUAAAUUGCUGUUUUUGGGGUUGUUUUUAAAAGUCUGGAACAGAUUACAGUGGUACCUCAGGUUAAAGACACUUCAGGUUACAGAUGCUUCAGGUUACAGACUCUGCUAACCCAGAGAUAGUGCUUCAGGUUAAGAACUUUGCUUCAGGAUGAGAACAGAAAUCGUGCUCUGGUGGCACGGCAGCAGCGGGAGGCCCCAUUAGCUAAAGUGGUGCUUCAGGUUAAGAACAGUUUCACGUUAAGAACAAACCUCCAGAACGAAUUAAGUUCUUAACCUGAGGUACCACUGUAAUCCAUUUUGCAUUACUUUCUAUGGGAAAGCAUGUCUUGGUUUUGGAACGCUUUGGUUUUGGAAUGGACUUCCGGAACGGAUUAAGUUUGAGAACCAAGGUACCAUUGUAUUGCACAAGUUGAUUGAGCAAGGAUUUCAGGCAUGGAGUCUCUCCCAGCCCUACCUGGAGAUACUGGGGGUUGAACCUGAGGCCGUCUUCAAACUGUCCUGGGUUGGAUAGGAAAAGUGGGAACUAAAUAUGAGGAGAAGACAGUGUGUUGACAGACUUUUGGAUGAGACCCCUUGGGAGCUGUUGCCAGUCAAUUUAGAUCAGGAGUAGCCAAGGCAGCAUCACCCAGAGGUGGUUGUUGGACUACAAGCCCCAUCAUUUUUGAAUAUUGGUCAUGCUACUGCAUGGGGUAGAUGGGAGUUGUAGUCCAACAACACUUUGCCUACCCGUGAUACAGGAAGUACUAAGCAUUAUAGAGCAAUAGCCUGACUUCUGUACUCCUAUUCCCUGAGCUAUAUUGCUGUUCUAGCUUCUCUCAUCUUUGCUAACUCAUUUUAACACUUUCCAGAGCCGUGGAAGGACAGAUAUUCCAACUGGAGAUGCGCUUGGAGGAGCUGAAGGAAAGGAUUGACCAGGCAAUGUGGGACCAGCCAGUUGCACAGAGCAGCGUUGAGGCGCCUGAUUCAUCUCCUACCUGUUUUCCAGCUCAGGCAUCCGAGUCGCAGAUGAGGUCGCCGACUCCAUCUCUUCAAGCCCCAGUCCCGGCUGUCUGCACUCCAUACCCUGAGGUCACAUGCAAUUACUUCAAGGUUUUCCCAAGCGAGAAAUGGCAUAUCUAAAGGAUAUUUUGAUGGACAGAUAGAUUUGAUUAUAUUUCUAUGCUGCUUUUCAUUCAGAGCUAUCCCAAAGUGGAUUACAAGCAAUAGAGCAAUAACAUGAUAGAACAUAAUAGAAUAUCACAAACACAGCAUAAAUCGUAUGGAAUAAUUAACAAAUCAUCAGUGAAGCAAUUAGUCUAUAAAACACUGUUAACAAGGCAACAACUAAGAAAUAAGCUAAACAUCACAAUUAAAGUGAAAGUAAUAUUCGAGAUGGGACGUGGGUGGCACUGUGGGUUAAACCACAGAGCCUAGGGCUUGCCGAUCAGAAGGCUGACGGUUCGAAUCUCCACGACGGGGUGAGCUCCCGUUGCUCGGUCCCUGCUCCUGCCAACCUAGCAGUUCAAAAGCACGUCAAAUUGCAAGUAGAUAAAUAGGUACUCCUCUGGUCGGAAGGUAAACGGCGUUUCUGUGUGCUGCUCUGGUUCGUCAGAAGCAGCUUAGUCAUGCUGGCCGCAUGACCUGGAAGCUGUACACCGGCUCCCUCGGCCAAUAAAGCGAUAUGAGCGCCGCAACCCCAGAGUCAGUCACGACUGGACCUAAUGGUCAGGGGUGCCUUUACCUUACUAAUAUUCGAGAUACAGGAGUGUGUUUAAAGGUUUCUUUGUGCACCAAUCUGAAAGUUUUUUUAUACCCUGGAUUUAUUGGUAUUACUCUGGAGCCCUUUACAAGACCACAUAUAUUACAAAGCAUGAAAUGGCUUGUGUCUCCUAUCUCGCCUGUGGGACACUGUCUCCAGGCCAGGGCCAGAUGACACAUGAGGCAGGCUGAGGAAGCUGCCUCAGAUGUGGAAGCCCAAGAACAGGCAUUCCAACUUGCAUAAAAUAUUGGGGAGGCCCAGGUAAGCCCUGCCUCGCAUAUUGAUCACAAGGCGUGUUGCAAACACACCAUUUGAAUGUCAGUGCUCAUCAACUUGUGGGGGGCAGCCCUUUCAAAUCUUUUAUUGUGGAAUGGGGUCUAAGGGACCUUAGCCACUAGGAGUUGGCUUCUGUGCCCAAGAGACAGCACCCCCACAAGUGCCCCACUCAUCAUACUGCCUCCACCACUGGUGAAGAAGCAGUGUUGGCUUUUCCGGCAAGAUUUCAUGUGCUCUAUGAGAUUUCUCAAGAUCUCACCAGAAGCUGCCAUGUCUGCUGCUGCUUUAUGGGCACCACCAUGCAACCCAGGAAAGGGAGAUUUUGGUAGGAGUGGGGAAGAGCGGUGGCAGUAUGGGGGGGCACCUCCCUGUUUCACCUAAGGUACUAAAAAGGGAAGGGUUGUAUUAAGUAGUGGGUGGACAUAGCAGACGACCCAGAGAUUUCUCCAAGUAGUUCUUUAUAAGUAAGCUGAAACUGAACUGAACAGCAAACAGCUCAGCAGCCUGCUUUUAUAGGCAGCCGGCUGUCAACAAUAUAACAACAACAGCCCAGGGUUUCCCACCUAAAUUAACUUAGACGGACCUGAGUGAAAACUAUAUACACAAUACCCCCUGGUGGCCAGGGUGAGAACUUCAAUAGAUAACAGUUUGUCCCUGCAUCAGGCCAUGCAGUAGGCCAUGCUUCCAUGGCAGCCAUCUAGUGACUGGCGCCCACAGCACUUUCUCAAAAUUCAAAAUGCACCCACUAGUCCUCCAUAAAGGUCACCAACCUCUGUUCUAGACUGACAGUGAUUUAAAUUGUUCAACAUUUUAUACCAAUUGCCAAAUUCUUUUGGAGAGGGGGUGGCUUUGCUUUCAUUUGGGCCUUGCUCAUGCCUUGACUCUCUGCUCUUCAGGCCCCCUUCCCCACGAAUGGCCGCAGCCAAGCCCAGCUGGACAUGGAAGUGAACUCCAUCAGUGAUGAGACUGGAGAAGAGGGAGAAAGCAGCCUUCCGGAACCACUCCGGCACAUGCAAGCCAAGGUGGAAAAGGACUUUGAUCACCUCCUGGACCAGUAAGUGUAUGAGUUUUGUGUAUAUGGGGUGAAUGUCUUUUUGAUGUCAGAGAAAGACCUCUCCCCCCAGUCCUUCGAUAAUCUUUUAUAGAUUUACAGCCUUUUCACUCUUCAAAUAAAAAUUAUCUCUGCAUCAUGCUGUUGUUCUAGCAUGGUAGAAUGUAUCCCUUUGGAUUUCUGAACAAAUUGAUCGUUGCUUUGAUGUUUUUUUCUCUAGGACCCCAUUUUUGCUAUACUUUUAAAGCAGUAUUCUGCCCCUCCCAAUAACUGUGCCCUUCUGCAAAGAAUCCUGGGAAUUGUAGUUUGUGCUUAAAGUCCUUAGGAGACCCCCGGUCCCCUCAGAGCUACAGUUCCCAGAGUUUCUGGAAAGGGGAAUUGGUUGUUAAACUGAGAACUGUAAUACUGAGAGGGGGAACAGAGGUCUCCUUAGACCUCUCUGCCCCCUUAACAAACUACAGCUCCCAAGAUUCUUUGGCAAAAGCCAUGACUGUUUAAAGUGGUAAGGUGCUGUUUUAAAUGCGUAGUGCAGAUGAAACCUAUAUCUCUACUUUGAAUGGUUGGUUGAUAGAUUGGGUUGCUUCCAGUGAAGUUCUACUCAGAGUAGACCCAUUGAAGUGAAUGUGCCUAAGUUAAUCAUGUCCAUCAAUUCAAAUGGGCCUACUCUUAGUAGGACUGGCAGCGACUAAUAUUCAGUGUCAGUUCAUCUGGUUUCUGAAGGCUGACAGACCCAAGCUUAACCUAUUGUCUCUUGUCCCAUAGCUACAGCAGCUUCAAAUCUUUGCCAGAGGCUCUGAGCUUGGAGCAGCUGCACCUGGACAGACAUCACUCACCCCCAGAUGAAGCAGAUGGUGCAGCUAUAACCGAUGUUGGGACAAAGGAAGGCUCCCACUGGGUGGUGUCUAAAGCUAGCAAGACCUCUUGCAGGCCUUCAACCUUGCAGUAAGUCAUCCAGGAGAAGAAACCACACUUCAGCCAUGCCCUAAUUAUUUCAUAGGUCAGGGACCUGUGGCCCUCCAGAUGUUGCUGGAUUGUGAGGAAUAUUGCUCAUCCCUCAACAUUGGCCAUGCUUACUGAAUCUGAUGGGAGUCCACGGCAUCAGGAGGGCACCACAUCAGCUCUCUUUAUCUAUCCUGAACUUUCCAGCAAUCAGCUUCAUCAUAGGCAUCCAAUGAAGCUGAACGGUGGAGUAUUCCAGACAGAUAAAAGAAUAACCUUUACACAGCAUGUAGCAAUACAUUCCCACAGGAGGCAGUGAUGGCUGUCAACUUGGAUGGCUUUUAUUAAGUACAGUGGUACGUCAGGUUAAGAACUUAAUUUGUUCUGGAGGUCCAUUCUUAACCUGAAACUGUUCUUAACCUGAGGUACCACUUUAGCUAAUGGGGCUACCCACCGCAUGAUUUCUGUUCUCAUCCUGAAGCAAAGUUCUUAACCCGAGGUACUAUUUCUGGGUUAGCGGAGUCUGUAACCUGAAGCGUCUGUAACCUGAAGCGUCUGUAACCCGAGGUACCACUGUAGUGGGUGGACAUAGCAGGCGACCCAGAGAUUUCUCCAAGUAGUUCUUUAUAAGUAAGCUGGAACUGAACUGAACAGCAAACAGCAAACAGCCCAGCCGGCCUGCUUUUAUAGGCAGCCGGCUGUCAACAUGGUAAAACAACAGCCCAGGGUUUCCCACCUAAAUUAACUUACCUGGACCUGAGUGAAAACUAUAUACACAAUACCCCCUGGUGGCCAGAGUGAGAACUUCAAUACAUAACAGCUUUACAAGAGGAUUAGACAAAGUCAUAGAAGACAAAGCUAUCAACAGCUACUAGCAAUGAUGGCCAUGUUUUGCUUCCACCGUUGGGGGCAGUAUGCCUCUGAAUGCAAGUUGCAGGGAAUUGCAGGAGAGCAGAAUUGCACUCAUGUCUUGCUUGUGGGCUUCCCACAGGCUUCUGGUUGGCCACUGGGAGGGCAGGAUGCUGGACUAGAUGGGCUAUUGGCCUGAUCCAGCAGGGUCCUUAUGUCCUUAACUGCCUCUGGUCUAACCACUCUGCACAUUGCCUUGAAAAUAUUGGUGGGAGACCUUUCACAGACCACCAUGAUGCCUGCAAACAUUCUGGGAUGUGACUAAACUUAGAAGCAGGGGGGCUUGCUUUUCCAACAAAGAUGCCUUUGCUUUCUCUCCCUCUUUCUUUCCCAGAGUUGGACAAAGGAGCUUUUUAUUUUAGGCUAUUUUUAUUUUCAGUUCUUCCUACUCAAUAGGGCUGAGUUGGCAGGGCAGAUGCAGGGGCGGGGACUGUGGAAGCAGAAAAAAGAGAAACCGAAGGAAAUAGGGGAGUGGGGGAAGGGGACGAAUUUGAUGGCAAGGAAGUGAAUGUGAAGCCUGGAAUCACAUGGAGUGAAAAGGAAGGGGGAGGGAAAUGCGUAUGAAAUCUCUCUCUCCUUUCCUUUCCUUUCCUUUCCUUUCCUUUCCUUUCCUUUCCUUUCCUUUCCUUUCCUUUCCUUUCCUUUCCUUUCCUUUCCUUUCCUUGCAUGUUUGCAGGAUGCCCAUGGCUGCAGCUUGUAGCUUCCCUACUUAUGUAAAACAUAGUGCCUGCCUCUAUAACCCAUGCAAAAAGACAGCUUUGUAAUUUGGGCACAUGAAAGCACAGAUCCUACUUUAGAAGUCUGGGAAUGAAGGGCCUUCUUAGUCUCUGGGUUCUGACAGGAACAGACUCUCAUAGCCUGGCUUGAAAAGCACUUGCAGCAGGUUUGGAUUGCUCCUUCUCUUCCCAGAUCCCCAGGUGGGGAUUAAAAAAAAAAAAAGUGAUGUUGCUAACUCCUAAAUGUAUGGUGGCUGGGGAGGUUAAUCCACCUUCUUCUCCAGGAUGAAUGUUUAAUAAGAAAACCAUCUGAACAUGCCCUAGGCCAAGGGUUGCAAGUUCUUCAUCCCUGACUUAGCAGGUGCCAUCUUGAAUGUUGGACUUUUCAACAGCCACUGGCAUCUUCUGUGUUCCUAUUCCCUGAGCUAUAUUCUUGAAACUGCUGAGAGCUUACCUUGGAAGUAGGGGCAGUCCAGAAUGUGAAAGGCUGUUGACAGCAAAGCCUUCGUAUGUUACUUUCCCCAGAAGCCUUUAUUUGUUUUGUUUCUUUAAAGUGAAGCUGCACCUUUGACCCGAUAGCUUUAUUCAGAAAUCUGUAAAACUAGAAUGUGGCCGGAAUAGGUCAGACAACCCAUAAGCCUCUGCUGAGUCCUCCCUUCUCUCUCUUCCUGCUCCCCCAUUUCUAAUAGGCAGCCCCAACAGAUGGAACCUUCUGAGCAGCUUUUGAGGAAGUCCCAGCAGGAAGUACCUGACCAGACCAGCUGCUCACCAUCCAUCCAGCAGGAGGAGGAGCCAGUUCCUCAGGGUUCAGUUGAACAAAAAUGUCCAUUGUCUCCAGUUCCAAAGGCCUCAUCAUCUAAGAGGCAGCAAAAGCACCUGUCGCCACAGAGCAGCAUGGUCAGUGUGGCAGGCAGUGCUGCUUCUGAACACACAGCCAAGAAGUCUCUCCAGAAGACAAACACAGGAUUGCCUGAGGUAAGCAUUGGUUAGUGGGGAGGGGGCUGUCACAAUGGAGCAGUGGGAGAAAACAUUUUUCACCACGAGGGCCACCUUCCUUUCUGGGAGCCAUGUGCUUUCUGGGAGCCAUGUGCCAGGGGGUGGGACCCAGAGUGUGGGAAGAAUCUGGGACCUGGUGUCCUCCAAGUUUUAUUGAGAUUUGACUCCCAUCAUCACCAGCCAGCAAGCCAAGAGAAAUGAGGAGUCCCUGGCCCAAUGACCAGGUAUGGUGGGAGUGCUACUUCUUAAGAGCAGAGCAGGGGGAAGAACCUGUGGUCCUUCAGACAUCGUUGGAUUACAGCUCCCAUCAUCCCUGACCAUUGGCCAUGCUGGCUGAGGUUCACGGCAGCUGGAGUACAGAAACAUAUGGAGAGCAACUGGAUCCACAUUUCUGCUUGGGGGCCAAUGAAAGCCCUGAGAAGCAGCUCUCCUCUGCUUGGAGAUAGGAUUGGAGAAAGAGGUUUGGGACUGGGCAGUGAAACUUGGAGGCUAAAGUAAUUUGGGAAUGGUUCAACUUGAGUCAAAAUUAAAUCAAUUUUAGGUGCCCCUGUUCUGAAUAGAGAUGAGAGGGAUCUUGCCUGUCCUUCUUGUGACCCAUGGAGUGAAACAUACAGUCCAUAUGCCGUGUAUUCUAAGCCGAACCUACCUCACAAAUUUGCUGAGAGGGUAAAUAUUGGGGUGGAGAUGACCUCAACUUCGUGAAGGAAAUACCAAAUAAAAAUGUUUAUAUAUAUCCUUUGUUGCCUCAAAAUAUGGUUCUUUUUGAGGAAGUUCAGGCAAUCAUUUAACCGCCUCAAGGAUAAGGUAUAUUUUUCAGCCUGUGGGCCACAUUCAUUUCUGGGCAGCCUUCCAGGGGCCACAUGCCUGUGAUUGCCUGAGUUGGUGGCAAAUGUGGGUGGAACAAAGGAAGUAAAUUUUCCCCUUGUACAGAACACUAUUUUAUACACACUCACUCACAUAACUCUCUCGAUUUUCCAUUCAGGCAAGCCAGAGGCACUAUUAAAAUCCAAAAAAAUGUCCCAGCCAGGAAAAACACCCAAGAAGGAUGCAAAUAUGGGCCCAUCAAGAAGUGGGGUUGGCCUCAGAAGAGUCCUGAGGGCCAAGUAGAAAGGCUCGGAGGACUGCAUUCAGCACUUGGACUUGACGUUCCCCACAUCUUCUUUUUCCCUCUCUUGCAGAAUUUACGCCUUGUUUCCCCUGAGACAGACAGUGGAUUUGUGGGAUCAGAAGCCAGCAGGGUGUCCCCGUUGGCACAAAUGCCAAAGCACUAUACAUCCAAGUUUAGGUAUGAAGCCUCCCUCCCUUCUUUUCUUAUGAGUUGUGUUAAUUCCCAUAAUUGUGUCCCUGAGUUGGCAGUGAACAGGAGGAAGUAUAUAGAAGAUACCUGAAGACAAAAAGUGGGUGAAACCAGGAACUGGGUGGGCAUCCAGCAAUAUUCAGAUAAAGGAAAGUGUGGUUGGAAGACCUGGAGCAUGAAAAUGACCAAACUAAUUGCAAGCUAUUGGAAGUUUUUUUUUUUAAUAUGUGUUAGGAGAUUUGACCUCUUGUAUCAGCUUUAGUUUGACUUACAGCAGAAUCAGAUUGCAAUUCUAGACUUGCACACUUGGGAGUAAGACCAGCUGAACCCAUUGGGGCUUCCUCUUGAGUAGACAUGAAUAGCAUGGGUGAGGAUUCUAUGGUCUUGCAGGUAUCACUGGACUCCUACCAUCAUCCUUGAUCACUAUCAUGCUGACUGGGGCUGAAGGAAGUUAGGGUCCAAGGACAUUUGGCUCUCCUCCUUUGCACUAUUUUUUAUUAGUAGUGUUGCUAUUAUUUCAUUGGCUUUUUAUCCCAUCCUUGCUUAGGAGCCAAGGACAGCUAUAGAACAUUAUAAAAUACCCAUGUCUUCACAGUCAUUAAAACAGCUAAAACUACAUCUCUUAAAAGCUGCUUUGUAGAGGAAGUCCCUCAAAAAGAAGGGUACACUUUUAAAAAUAGCAUCUAUUUUGCCUGCAGAAUGUCCCAGGUUCAAACCACAGUAUUUCUAGAUAGGGCUGGGAAAGCUGGGCUAGAAGGACCCAAAGAUCUGACUUGGUAUAAAACAACUUUGUGUUCCCAUUUCUUGUCAAGGUCCCACAGCAUGCUGGGAAAUUCAACCUCUGUUGAUGUAGACUUCGAAGCAGAAUCUCUAAGGAAAGCGCCUGUCACAUUGGAAUCAUUGGAAACAGACAGGUCACCCAGGCACACACAAUCAGACAAUGGGAUGCAGAGACAAGGCCUCUCCAAAGGAAGACAUUUCCAGCUUAGCUCCCCUACCAGGUGGACCAACAGCAUCGCCAGUGAGAUGGAGCCAGGCAUGGAUAGUGGUGAGCUAAAAGCAGUCAAUUGCUUUGAACAGGAAUGCCAGGUCAUGUGCCUGUUCUUAUUUGAGGUCUUUCCUAACAUCCUGCCCCUCAGUACCUUGCUAGCUGCACUACCCUGAACAUUCACUCACAUAAAGCUCUAGCACAUGCUCACACAUGCAGCCCGGCCAGCCUGUACCAGCUUACCUGGAUCCCCGAAACACCUUGCAGAGAUCAAACAACACCCCUGAAUCAUGGACCUUUUGCACGGCCUAGUGCUGGGUCAGUUUCAACACGCUGCAACAGGUAUUUGUUCUGUGCCAUCCUAAGCGCAUAGGGAUGCAGGUGGCGCUGUGAUCUAAACCACAGAGCCUAGGGCUUGCCGAUCGGAAGGUCGGCGGUUCGAAUCCCCACAACAGGAUGAGCUCCCAUUGCUCGGUCCCUGCUCCUGCCAACCUAACAGUUCAAAAGCACACCAAAAAGUGCAAGUAGAUAAAUAGGUACUGCUCCAGCAGGAAGGUAAACGGCGUUUCUGUGCGCUGCUCUGGUUCACCAGAAGCGGCUUGGUCAUGCUAGCCACAUGACCCGGAAAAACUGUAUGCGGACAAACGUCGGCUCCCUUGGCCAGUAAAACAAGAUGAGUGCCGCAACCCCAGAGUCGUUCAUGACUGGACUUAACUGCCAGGGGUCCUUUACCUUUCUUUUUCUUUUUUUUUAAAAUCCUAAGCACUUUCCUCGCUCCCUGCAUCCAGUUGUAGGGAAAGAGAGUUUGUCAAGAGUGGUGAGCACUGGAGACUCUGUGAUGCACAUGUUGGCUGGUAAUCAGCUCUUGGAGUCACAGGGGAAGUGCUUCUACAGGUGAAAGUGCCAUAUCUCAGUGGUACAGCACCUGUCUUGCAUGCAGAAGUUCCCAGGUUCAUUCCUUAGCAUCUCCAGGUAGGGCUGGGAGAGAGACCCAUGUAUAAAGCCCUGGAGACCUGCUGCCAAUCAAUAUAGGCAAUACUUAGCUAGAUGGACUAAUGAUCUGGCUCUGUAUAACGCAGUUUCCAAAGUGGAAAGAUCCACGAUUCAUGCAUUGCUGUGAUUCCUGGAUUGCAGAGUUGUUGUUGUUUUAUUAAGUUUUUUUUUUUUUUUAAUACAUUUUUAUUAAUUUUCAUUGAUUAUACAUAUAUACAGUCUAGAUUACAUAAGUUGCAUAUAACAUAGCUGUUACAAAAAUCAUAUAUAUAGUACACAAUUAUUUAUGGGCUCCGCCGAGCCUCAGACUUCCCUUCACUUUAUUGAUAAGUAUCAGAUAAGUUCUAAAGUUACAUGUUUUAUCUCCUUUACAUAUUUGCCAAACACUGUUAGAGUUAUUCUAACCCUGCCAGAGUCCUCAAAGUUCUAUACUUAUCUCUUAUAUACGUCAGAUAUUUAUUCCAAUUUUCAUGAAACUUCUGGUCAUCCUGGUCUCUUAGUCUUCCUGUUAUUCUAGCUAGUUCAACAUAAUUUAUCAUCUUGUUCUGCCAGUCGUCUAUAGUAGGUAUUAAUUCUGUUUUCCAGCUUUGGGCCAACAUAUUUCUAGCGGCCGUUGUGGCAUAUAGAAACAGAUUUUUAUCCUCUUUUUAAUUUCCUUGCCAACUAUUCCUAGCAGGAAAGCUUCAGGCUUUUUGGGAAAAGUAUAUUUAAAAAUCCUUUUAAGCUCAUUGUAGAUCAGUUCCCAAAAGCCUUUUACUUUCCUGCAUGUCCACCACAUGUGGUAGAACUCACCAUCUUCCUCUCCACAUUUCCAGCACUUCUUAUUCUUCAGUUUGUAAAUCUUAGCCAAUUUCACUGGUGUGAGAUACCACCUAUGAAUCAUCUUCCAGAGAUUCUCCCUUAAUGCCGUACACGCCGUGAAUUUCAUAUUUACAUUCCACAAUUCCUGCCACUUUACAAAGUCAAUGUUGUAACCAAUGUCUAUGGCCCAUUUUAUCAUAGCCUCCUUCACCUCUUCAUCUUUUGUAUACCAAUCCAGUAAAAGGUCAUACAUCCUAGAUAAUGUUUUGUUUUUGCCUUCAAUAAUUUCUACAUUAAAUUUAGAUUUUUAUCUUCAAAUCCCAGUUUCUUUUAUCAUCUUUUAACAGAUCAUUCACUUGAUGGUAUUGCAACCAUCCCGUAAGUACAUUCUUUACCUCCUCAUAGGGCUUGAGUUUUAUGCCCUGAUCAGUUUUAUUGAUAAGUUCUUCAUAGGUGGCUCUUUUCCUUCCAUAUUAGUUUUUUAACAGUUAAGACAUCAAUUGGUGAGAUCCACCAUGGAGUUUUCUUUUCCAGCAAGUUCUUAUUUCUUUCCCAUACUUGAAAUAAUGAUCCUCUGAUUAUAUGAUUUAGAAAGCCUCUAUGAACUUUCACCUUUUCGUACCACAGGUACGAGUGCCACCCGUACCUGUUAUCAAAGCCCUCUAAAUCCAAGAUAUCAGUAUUCUCUAACUUUAUCCAGUCUUUCACCCACAUUAAACAAGCCGCUUCAUAGUAUAGACUCAAAUCUGGUAAAGAAAACCCCUCUUUCUUUUUGUCUACCAAUAUUUUCAUUUUUAUUCGUGGUCUUUUCCCCUGCCAGAUAAAUCUCGCUAAGAUCCUUUGCCAAUCUUUACACUGUUUUAGUCCUUUCAUUACUGGUAUAGUUUGGAACAAAAAUAACAUUCUGGGCAGGACGUUCAUUUUAAUAACCGAGAUCCUCCCUAAGAAAGAAAGUUUCAAUCUCUCCCAGAUUUCUAAGUCUUUCUUGACACCCUUCCAAGUAGCCUCAUAAUUAUCUUUAUAUAAGUUUAUAUUUUUGCUGUGAUCCACACUCCUAAAUAUUUUACCUUCUUAACAACCGUAAUUCCUGUCCUUUGUUCUAGCUCUGCUAUCUCUUCCUUGGUUAUAUUUUUGUUAUCAUUUUGGUCUUAUUCCUGUUAAGCUUAAAACCUGCCACUUUUCCAAAUUCUUCUAAUUUCUGUAAGGCUGCUUGUAGACUGUUCUUAGGAUCUUCCAAUGUUAAUAUCAAGUCAUCUGCAAAUGCUUUUAUUUUGAAUUCCUUACUUCCUACCUUAAUUCCUUUAACUUCCGGUGUUUCCCUUAACCUUUUAUUAAACACUUCCAACACUGUUAUAAAUAACAAAGGGGAUAAAGGACAACCUUGCCUAGUCCCUUUGGCAAUAUCAAAGGCCUCCGAUAUAUUGUUAUUUAUUAUAAGUUUGGCAUUUUGCUCUUGAUAAAUUGCGUCAAUACCUUUUCUAAAUCCUUCACCAAUUCCCAUCAUUUUUAAAUUUUCCUUCAUGAAACGCCAGGAGACGUUGUCAAAUGCCUUCUCGGCGUCAAUGAAGAUCAGCGCCGCCUGUUUGUCUAUUCUAGUAUCCAAAUACUCAAUGAUGUCAAUCACAUUUCUUAUGUUGUCUUUCAGUUGUCUCCCGGGAGGAAACCCGUUUGGUCUUUAUGGAUUCUUUUAUUUAAGACUUUUUUAACCUUUCUGCCAGUACGUCUGCGAAUAAUUUAUAGUCGUUAUUUAGUAACGAAAUAGGUCUAUAAUUUUUUACCUCUAAACCAUCUGUGUCUUUUUUAGGGAUUAAGGUAAUAUACGCUUCUUUCCAGGUGUUUGGAAUUCUCCUUCUUUUAAUACAUUGUUCAUGACUUCACAUAGCACUGGGGAAAUUUGGUCACUUAAUAUUUUAUAAUAUUUAGCCGAGAUACCAUCUGGCCCCGGCGCUUUUCCUAUUCUCAUUUUUUUUAUUGCUUUCCUAAUUUCUUCCUCUGUAAUUGUCUGGUUUAGAUAUUCUCUUUCUUCAGUGGUGAUCUGUUGCAAUUGGUAUUUUUUCGAGUAAUUUUCUAUCUCAUUAUCUAUCUCUCUUUCUCUUUUAUAUAGUUCCUUAUAGUAUUUCUGAAAUAUCUUCUUUAUCUCUUUUGGGUCCUCCACUAUCCUUUCUCCAUCCCUUAUCUUACAUAUCAUGUUUUGUUUUUUCCUCUCUCUCAAUUGCCACGCCAGGUAUUUUCCUAUCUUAUUUGCUGAUUCAAAGUUCUUUUGUUUCAUCAUUUUGAUCCUCCAUUCAAUCUCCUGGUUCACUAUCAUAGAAAAUUGAGCUUGUAGCAUCCUUAUGUUUUGUUUUAAUAUUUCAUCUCCUGGUUUGAUGGUUAAUUGUCUUUCAUUCUCCAUAAGGUGUAGUAAGAUUUCUUCUUUCCUUUUCUCUUUUAUCUUUUUGAGAUGCUAUUUUUCUGAAUAAGAAAACCCCUCAUGACAGCCUUCCCGGCAUCCCACACCGUUUCUAGAGAUGUUUCUUUAUUCAAAUUCCACUUAAAAUAUUCCUCAAUUGUCUCUUUUUGCUUUAUUUGCUAUCUUUUGAUCAUUGAAUAGGUUUUCGUUCAUUCUCCAUCUUAAUGUUCUGAAAUCUUUUCCUUUUACCUCCAUAUAUACUGGAUUAUGAUCAGAUAAAGUUUGUGGGAGGAUUUCAGUCUUAAUUACUCUUUGCGUCAAUUCCUUCGAGACCCAAAUCUCUAAUCUCUAAGGAAAGCGCCUAAGGAAACUUACUAGUCGCUUAUCGCCCCAAGGUGUGCAGGUGACUUACAGCAGGUGUGUGCAUGUGCUUGCACCAUAAGGUGCAACCAUAAGGGAAGAAAAAAGAGAGGAAGGGUCAUACAAGACAUCACUAUAUCAUCUAACAUAACAUUUAUGAAAAAACAAAAACACACCCACCAUAUAAUUAAUAACAGACAAUAUUAACCAUGCAUAAAUAAUAAACAAAGAAUACUCCCACCCACUAAUUAGCAGAUAAACAACUGUUUUACCCCUUUUAAACUCCUCUCCCCACCCAGAAGUCUAGAAUCAGGCCAUCUGUUGCAAACCAACAGUGGAUGGGUCCCACAUCCUCAAGCCAGGGAUGGUCCUGCUCCUCUCCUCUGCCUUUGCUAGGCAAAGCAGGAAAAGGUUGGCAAAAGUCUUGCCUGUUUUGCAGUUCAUCCAGCUACUGCUUAUCUUCUGCUGCCACUGGUGGCCCUUGGGGGUCCCUUCUAACCCUAUGAUUCUAUGAUGUGUUUCUGGCUCUUUUCUCACCAGCUCACACAGACUCUGAGGCUGAUGCCCAGGCAGGACUUGAAACUUACAAUGCGCCUCCUGAUGAAGCAAGACAUUCUCCUAGCUCCUCUGCUGUUUCGCUGCCCCCAGACCAGACUCAUGACUACAGUCUCCUUGACUCCCACGUGCACCGAGCGUAAGUUUCCUCUUUGGAAUGGUGGGGGCACUGGGUGAGAAACACAAUAGAUCAUAGAUGAGGAACCUCAGGCCGAGGUGGCCGAGGCAGUCCCUCAGACCACUUUGCCUGGCCCUCAGAACUCUCCCCAGACCACACCCAUCACUGGGUGAUGGUGCUUUGUACCUUCCUCGAGUCUUUUGGGCAAACUGGAAUGUGUCCAUGAACUCCUACAGUGCUCCUCACUUCCCUUCAUGGAGGAUGGAGGGGGGAUGUGCAAAGAAAAAAGCCAACUGAAUACAGUGGUACCUUGGGUUAAGUACUUAAUUCGUUCCAGAGGUCCGUUCUUAACCUGAAACUGUUCUUAACCUGAAGCACCACUUUAGCUAAUGGGGCCUCCCACUGCCACCGCACCGCCGGAGCACGAUUUCUGUUCUCAUCCUGAAGCAAAGUUCUUAACCCGAGGUACUAUUUCUGGGUUAGCGGAGUCUGUAACCUGAAGCAUAUGUAACCUGAAGCGUAUGUAACCCAGGGGAACCACUGUAAAGCUAAAAUCAGCAUUCAUUGCUCUGCCCACUUUUUGCUUCGGGUCCUUGCACACCACUAUUUUGUGGCCCCUGGAAGGUUGCCUGGAAGGGAGUGCAGCCCUCAAGGUGAAAAAGCUUCCCCUCCCCUGGUCUGUACUAACUGGCAGCAAACCUCCAGGUUUUUGGGUCAGUCUCUCCCAGCCUUGCCCAGAGAUACCAGGGAUUGAGCCUUCUGUGUACAAAGCAGAUGUUCCACCACUGAGCUACGGCCCUUUCCUCCAGAGGAGAAGGCAUCAAUUUUAACCCUUUUUAGGGGAACAUUUUCUCCAUUUGGCAAGCUUGCAUUCAGCUACCAGCCUGGGAGCUUUCCAUCAUUCUUAAGAGCUAACUCCUGCAGUAAAAACAUUCCAUAUGCAAGCUGGUUAUGUUUUGUACUUACUCUGUAAGAACUGUAAACAGAAGCAGCCUCACUAGAAGUGAAGUUGUUAGGAUUUUUCCAAAGUGGAUGCCCUAUCACCAAGCUAUGACCCUUCCACUAUAGUGUGUACAAUUUGGGUUGCUGGACAUGUAUAGCAUGCCUAAAAUUAAUAUCUCUUGUCAUGCUAGGUCCUGAUUUUAACUGAUCCUUGGUUGGGGGUUGUUUUUGUCCCUUUAACAGCCAGGCUAUCAGAGCUUUGCAGCAUGAAGUCUCUAAGCUUCGCCAAGUCCUGGAGAGGACCCUCCAGCAGCCUCAUGGUUAUCCAAAGCAGCCACCCUCUGCACAUACCUCUACACCCCAGAUGCCAAGACAGGACAGGACCCGCCUCCCCAGAAGUGCCAAUCCAAUAGGGUAAGCAAUGGGCAGAGCUUGUUCCAGGUUUGAGGGUGGCCCAGGCAGCCUCUCCUUUCUCCAUCCCUGUCUCCUGAUGGCAGCCAGGGCUGGUUCAUGUAAGGAUUUUCCCACAAUGCCUCUGGCAAAGCAUUUCUUCAGAGAAUGGUGGGGAGUUAAAAUGGCUGCUAGAUUCAGCUGCCUUAUGCUACUUGAAGGGGCAGGCUGCUGGAGGGGCAGGCGCCAGCAACAUGCCUUACCUGGACCUAGGGGCCCUGGCACCUGCCUGAAGAUGCUGGGUAUUGACACCCUGCACAGCAACAAGUGUCUUCUCUCUGGUGCCAUCUGCUGCCCAUACAAUGUCGCAGAAGCCCAGCUUUCUUUCUUGCCUUUAUUUACACCAGGUAUCAGCUGGAAACCCACUGGAAACCUGAAAUAUGAUUUAUUGUUUGUUGAGACUAAUGAUAUCCUAUAAUUUUUCACAUACAAGGUCAUUUUUAGGCAAACACUUGGUAAGCUUCUGUUGCAAAAAGAGGGGUGGUCUUGGAGCCCUGAUACGCAGAGGAGAGAGGGGCACUGCAGAGGUAAAGACCCCUUACUUGUGCCCACCACUUCUUCCCUUUUAAAUUUUCUCACACAGACACACAUACUCUCUCUCACACAGAUUUGCAGUAGAUAAGCAGAAGUUCUCUGCCCUGUGCUUGCUGCUGCUCAUGUAAGGAAUGGUGCAGUGUGCCUAAAACAAUUCACUGUCUUGCAGGUCCAACUACAUCCCCACCUCAUCUCGCAGCAAAACAUCCGGGAAGAACACAGCUGACCAUGACAGUUCAGCUCUGUUGAUCAAGCCAGAAGAUUGGAUAAAGAGAUCAAACCAGCAAGAUGGAAUCCAGCUGGAUCUCAGUAAGCAACAAAAAUGUUUGUGGUGUGCAUUAGGUUGCUUUGGUUAUGCAAAGAGAUGCAUUUUAUUCUGAGGCUGAAUAUAAGCAUGCCUUUCAGAAGGAUGUGCUGUCUGUGCUUCUGUUCCUCAUAUAAGCCUGCCAGGACCCUAAGGUCCUUUUCUGCAUGCCACUUUUGAAGGAUGUCCUGAAGAACGAAGUACCUCGGAAGGUUUUUAAGCAGAGGUUGGAUGGCCAUCUGUCAGGGAUGCUUUAGUUGUCAUUCCUGCAUUUCAGGGGGUUGGACUAGUUCUGUGACUCUAUGAGGGUGGCAGUGACACAACAGUAGCACCUCCCACAUCCAUUGUACAAACUGCUCUAGUGCCAACCUUGACAUUUAUUUGAGGCAAAUAUGUUUUCUUUUUCCUGGGCAAUUGGGUAUCACCAAUCAUUGUACUGUUAAAUCUGGGUGGGUAUGUUUUGUUUUGUUUUAAAAAUGUUUAUGUGAAUUUUAUUUGUGUUUCUUUACAGUGGUUGCAAAUCGCUCCAGACUUUUUUUAAGGGAAGCAAUGUAUGAAUUAAAUAAGCCUAACCUAAACCCUUUCCAGCUUUUCAUUGUCAGUGACAUCUCAUGCACUAGCCGAUCAGUGCUGUGCACAAGUGGCUUCUGCUCCAAACCAACAGCACUUGAUUCCCUGGGACUUGAGCCUGUUUAAUGAAGUGACUGCUAUUCUAUGUGCAUAUGAGGACUGAGGGUGUCCCCACCUGUGUUGUUUGCAGGCCCUUCGGAGUCAGACUACUCACCACCAAAGCCAUGGAAAGGGAAACGCCAGGAAACCUCUGCUUCUAGGAAAGAAUCCCCAGAGCAGCCCAUCCUCUGGGGGCCCUACACUGGUGAGCAAUGGGCACCUGACCCUGCUUUUAUUUACCAAAUCAACUGCCCCAGGAAGGACUAGGCAGGUAGCAGUGCACUGCGCUAGAAAGGCUGGGUUGAAUUUCCAUGCUAAUAAAAAUAUGGCCUAAAUUUUAGGGGGAGGGUAUGGGAAGCAAAAGAGGGGAGCAGAACUGCCUUUCCCCCUUUUGCAUUUUGGGGGUGGGGGUGUAAUUUUCAGGGGAAAUUUGCUCUGAUUUGUGGCAAUAAUUUCUCCUCCCCUCCUCUCCAGGUGGGGGGGAAUGAAUGGUGGUCCCCAUUGAGAAAGCUACCAAGCAAAUUAUUACCAUCAUCAUCCUUUCAGUUUAUCAGUUGCUUGGCACCAAAUGUCUCCAGGCAACCUACAAAAUUUAAAAACAUAAAGUGUGGCAUAAAAUCAGAAAAAAAGAACAAUGUGUUACAAUAAAAGCUAUACAAUAAUAAUUAUAAUAAUAAUUUAUUAUUUAUACCCUGCCCAUCUGGCUGGGUUUCCUCAGCCACUGUGCAGCUUCCAACAGAACACUAAAAUACAAUAACCUAUUAAACAUUAAAAGCUUCGCUAAACAGGACUGCCUUCAGAUGUCUUCUAAAAGUUUGGUAGUUAUUUUUCUCUUUGACAUCUGGUGGGAGGGCGUUCCACGGGGCGGGUGCCACUACCGAAAAGGCCUUCUGCCUGGUUCCCUGUAACUUGGCUUCUCGCAGCGAGGGAACCGCCAGAAGGCCCUUGGCGCUGGACCUCAGUGUCUGGGCACAACGAUGGAGGUCGUUAUAGCGUCUCUAACAUAAGAAGACCCCUGCUGCAUUAAACCAAAGGCCCAUCGAGUCCAGCAUUCUCUUCCCACAAGGGAAACCAGAUGUCUGGAGUGUGUGUAUCAAGUUUCUUUGUUUUGAUUUCUGUAGGAACCCAGUAUUCUUUUUCAAGUCCCAAGUCGCAAGAACCAAAGACUCCCAAAAUCUCUGCCCCGUGCCCCUAUUGCCAAGAGGUCAAGUCACGGCUUGAAGACGUACCCACAAGAAACCAAGAUGCCAGAGGCUUCAAAGGUAUCAUAAGAAAAGCCCUGCUGGAGUUAGUCCAGCAUCCCAUUAUCACAGUAGCCAGCCAGAUGCUCCACUGGGAAGCCCACAAGCAAUAGCACUCCCCCCAUUUGUGAUUCUUAGCAACUGGUAUUCAGAGGUUUACUAACAGUAGAUGUAGAACAUAGCCAUCAUGGUGAAUAGCCACUGCUAGCCUUAUUAUCCACAAAUUUGUCCAACCCUCUUUCAAAGCCAUCCAGGUUGGUUGCUAUUGCUGUAUCUUGUGGGAGCAAGUACUUUUAACUCUGUGCUGUGUAAAUAAGUACUUUCUUUAGUCUGUCCUGAGUCCUCUAAAAUUCAGCUUCAUUGGAUGUUCAUGAGUUGUGGAUCUGCUUUCUUCACAUCAUCUGUCAUGUUGCCUCCUUCUCUCCUUUGCUUUAAACUAAAGAUGCCCAAACUCUGAAACCUUACCCCAUAGUGGAGUCGCUCCAUCCCCUUGAUCAUUUUGCUCAUCUGUGAGGCAGUAAUAGGAGUUGUAAUCAAAUAGAAUGUGGAGGGCCACAAGUGCCCCAUCUGCACAAUCCAGACCACAGAGCAGGGCAGGAUUCGCAGUGGCAGCAAAGUGGCUGGCUUAUGUCAGCAGUCCACUCUGUUGGAAGAACAAGGAAGUCAGAGUCUGUGAGCAGGGUAUGUUCUGAAUCAGGAGUUCCACACAGCAACUGAUAAGAAAAAUUAGCCCAUAACUUACACCACCAAAUGGCUCACUGAAGCAAUUGUGGAACGAAUCAGGUGCUGAAGGUUGCGUCUCUGCUGGCUCUCCACCUUAAAUUUCCUCUUGACUUUUCCCUUUUUACAAUUCUGGCACUUAGCAACAGGUGAAAUAGUGCCACAGGAAUCAUUAUCCUUGGUUAAAUGUUAACUGGUACCUGGUGAAUUCCUGCAUUCCUAAAUUAAGGACUCGGUCUACAUGUCUUUUCUUUUUUUAAAAAAACUUUUUUUAGGAGAUUAAAAAUAAAUAAAUCUGGGUCAGCAGUUUCAGCAGAAACUGAGAACGACUGGUCUGUCCAAGACUUAUCUAAUGAGUUCUAUGCUUGAGGCAUAGGCACCAGGUGCCAGGGCCUUGGGUGCUGUAGCACCCACAAAAUUCACUCUGAGGGGGCUGGGCACUCACAAAUUUUGGUGGUGGACAUCCGUGCUACAUCAGCACGCCUGGAGGCACGCAUGUCAUGAUUAAUUUAUAGCUCAAUAUCUUAGCUGCUUCCACAUACUGGUAGUGUGUUGUUGUUUUUUUAAAAAAAAUCCUCUCCAGGGCUCUGGUUCUGUGUAUUCUUGUUUUUGGAUUCGGGGUGGAGGGUCCUUGUGGCAAGAUGAAUUACUUUGUCUUUCAUUUCUAGGCUGUGACUCCCCAAGGGAUUCAUUUGGACCCUUCUACCAAAGCACUCCAAAGAAGUCAGAAGCACCAACCCAUCUGUGCAAGGACACCAGGAACCCCAGGAGCAAAGUAGUGCAUGGUGAGAAAGGGAAAUUCUGGUGUGAAAACUGAUGCCGUGUUGGCAAACUGGAGCGUAGGUCCUGACGAGGGCAGCAAGGAUGGUGAGGGGUUUGGAAACAGUUCCCAAGAGGAAAUAUAAGAUGAGGCUGCUAGCUCAAGCCAACAGCUCAUCUAAGCCCAGCAUCCUGUUUUCAUAGUGGCUGACCACAAGCAGGUCCUGAACACAACAGCACUUUCCCCACCUGCAAUUCCCAGCAGCUGGUAUUCAGAGAUGUGUCACCUCUGACAGUGAAGGUAGAACAUAGCCAUCAUGCCUAGUAGCCAUUGAUUUGCAAAGUGCCAACACAUUUUUAGAAAUCAAGUAACAAUAAAACAAUUCAGGCAUUGUAUAAAUGUUAUGGUCGUAAAACAGAGAACAAAUGGCCAAAGUUGAGACAAAUUAAUUCUCUAAAAAGUACUUAGUGAAAUGGAAAUGUUUUUGGAAAUGUUUCAAGGGGAAGAGUGUUCCAGAGCAUCUGUGCCACUGAACUUCCAUGGACACUAAACAAAAUAUGAGAUACGUGUUGGACACUUGGGGCUUCUCGAGACUGGGAUGAGAUUUUUGUGUGUGUAUUCUGCAACAUGUCAUUGAAUACACACAUAUGCACACAGAGGGCUGCUGCCCCUGCUCACUCAACUCACCAACCCCUCUGCCCCUGUACUUGGCCAACCCUUCCUCCCUUUACAUCUGAGCAAACUCCCUUCCUUUACACCACGUCCACCCCCUUGGUAUCCCCUUUAUAGCUCAUUCCUAGUCCCCCUCCUCACAGCUCACCCCAGCUUCAACCCCCUUUCAAAGGAGAGUGGUAGUUGCUCUCUGAAGUGCCUCCCACUUUCCUUUAUAGUAAGAUAUCAAUUCCUCCAAUUAUUGUAAAAACCUGCAGGUUUUUUAAAUAAAAUAUAUAUGAGAUAUACGGUAUAUUAGAACAGACGAAUAAAAGAAUAAGUUAAAACAAUUUGGAGUAUACAGGAGAGGAUGAAAAUAAAUGUAAGGAACCACAGAAAGAGGGGGAAAGGAGUCAAAAUUGAAAAUGUUAAAACUUGGCAAACAAUGUUGUAAUGUAUAUAAAUGAAAAUUAUGAAUAAUAAUAAUAAAGUUAUCAAUUCCUCCCAGUUCUGUCUAAGGAGAAUUUUAGAUCUUGUUUUCUCAUUUGCCCCCAGGGGUGGACCAUGGUGCAGGGGACAAAGCAGAGCAAAGUUCUGGACCACAGCAGAACCCCAGCACUCACCAUCAAUCACAGCAGCCUGGACUCUGGUAUCUGGCACUCCCAAGCUCUGCUGCCUCCAUCAGCUAUGUCCCCAUGGUUCCCUACCCUCCAGCGUCUAUAAUGUAAGAACCACUCAUUCAGGUCUUUGUUCAGUGAGAAUUCUGAGAGAUAUGACUUUUUCCCUUAUUGUGUUGACCCCAACAAUGGCGAGCCUGUGGCCCUCCAGAUAUUGCUGGACUAAAACUUUCCAUCAAGCUCCAGACAACAUGGACAGUGAUCAGGAGUGAUUGGUGUUGUAGUCCAGCUUCAGUUGUCUGCCUCUAUAAGGUCUCCUACUCUGAUGUUGACUUGUUCCCUGCCACCGAUGCCUCCAAAACUCAUUCGGGAAGGUACCAUUGUUCAGUGAGAGAGGGCAUAUACCUUACCAGCAGAAGUCCCCAAGUCCAGUCCCUAGCACCCCCAGUUACAAGAAUCAGGUAAAAGGAUGAAAAAGGUCCUUGCUCUUCCUGAGAUUCUGGGGAGCUCCUGACCAGUUAGUGCAGACCCAGGGUGGGGAACCUCAGACUCAGGAUCUAAAUGUGCCCCUCUAAGCUUCAGUGUCUGGUCCGCUGGGCUCUCCCAACGCUACACCCCUCACUUAGCCCUACUGCAUACCCCUUCUUGAGUGUUUUUGCCUGGUUGGUUGGUUGGUUGGUUUUUUAACUCUGAUUAUGCCUCUUGCUUACCUGGAGGACGGGGGGGGGGGCAUGAAUGUGUGUAAUAGCAGCCCACUCCACUAAAGUAGCAUUUAUAUUUGUUGUUCUGCCCACUUUAUCCUCUGGCCCUGCCCGUCACUGGCAUGUGGCCCCCAGAAGGUUGCACAGAUGGAAAUGCAGCCCUCUGACUGAAAACCGUCCCCCACCCUGUGUGAGUGUCUGGAGGAGGUUGGAGGAUGGACAGCAGCUAACAGAUCGAGGUCGAAUCCAGACAAGACAGAAGUACAGUGGUACCUCGGGUUACAUACGCUUCAGGUUACAGACUCUGCUAACCCAGAAAUAUUACCUCAGGUUAAGAACUUUGCUUCAGGAUGAGAACAGAAAUCGUGCUCUGGCAGCGCGGCGGCAGCGGGAGACACCAUUAGCUAAAGUGGUGCUUCAGGUUAAGAACAGUUUCAGUUAAGAACAGACAUCCAGAACGAAUUAAGUACUUAACCCAAGGUACCACUGUACUGUUUUGGGGGGACAGAAGGCGGGCAGGUGUAGAGGACUCCCUGGUCCUGAAUGGGGUAACUGUGCCCCUGAAGGACCAGGUGCGCAGCCUGGGAGUCAUUUUGGAAACGCAGCUGUCCAAGGAAGCGCAGGUCAAUUCUGUGUCCAGAGCAGCUGUUUAUCAGCUCCAUCUGGUACGCAGGCUGAGACCCUACCUGCGCGCAGACUGUCUCGCCAGAGUGGUGCACGCUCUAGUUAUUUCUCGCUUAGACUACUGCAAUGCGCUUUACGUGGGGCUACCUUUGAAGGUGACCCAGAAACCAAAACUAAUCCAGAAUGCGGCAGCUAGACUGGUGAUUGGGAAUGGCCGCCAAGACCAUAUAACACCAGUCUUGAAAGACCUACACUGGCUCCCAGUACGUUUCCAAGCACAAUUCAAAGUGUUGGUGCUGACCUUUAAAGCCCUAAACGGCCUCAGUCAAGCAUACCUGAAGGAGCGUCUCUACCUCCAUUGUUCUGCCCAGACACUGAGGUCCAGCGCCGAGGGCCUUCUGGUGGUUCCCUUGCUGCGAGAAGCCAAGUUACAGGGAACCAAGCAGAGGGCCUUCUCGGUAGUGGCACCCGCCCUGUGGAACGCCCUCCCACCAGAUGUCAAAGAGAAAAGUAACUACCAAACUUUUAGAAGACAUCUGAAGGCAGCCCUGUUUAGGGAAGCUUUUAAUGUUUCAUAGGUUAUUGUAUUUUAGUGUUCUGUUGGAAGCCACCCAGAGUGGCUGGGGAAAUCCAGCCAGAUGGGUGGGGUAUAAAUAAUUAUUAUUAUUAUUGUUGUUGUUGUUGUUGUUGUUGUUGUUACCCUUGGUGUGGGCAAUACUGAACUAGAUGCAUAAAUGCUUUCAUCUAGUGUAAAGGUUUAUUCAGACCCUCCCCUUCUUUUUCUCUUCGCCAGCUAUUGUUCUCCACUUGGACCUCAGGUCUCCUCCCCUGCUGCUGUCCCUAGCAGGCCCCAGGCCACAGAGCUGGAAACCUCGGCUUCUCGGCACCAAAUGCAAGAGGGUUCCUGCUGCUCCAUGACUCUGGACUGCGCUGGUCUGCAGGACCUGAACAGGUCUCUGAGCCGUGCCAUAGUAGCUGCGAGAGACAUGAAGCUCACCACCAAGCGGAUCAGCCGGUCUCUGACUUCAGAUUUGAACAAAGGGAGGCACCAGCGGAGAUCCUGCCUCUUUUAGCAAGAGAGCCAAGUGGAUGGACACCUCCUCUACUGGUUUAGCUGGAAUUGCAAAAAAGGGGGGAAAUGGGACUCAGUUCCCCCAAAACAUAACAUGGGAGAGAUAUUCUUGGUCUUUUAUGUGCCAAAGAGCCACCACCAUAGAGCCCCUAACUCACUGUGGAGGUGUCCCAUUUUUGGGUGCCCGACAGCCUCUUAAGCAUUGUGGAGGUGCUCAAGUCUCUAGGCUGUGUGUGGCGCCUGUCUUAAUACACACUGGGAGCCUUCAAAGAUUGUGGAAAGGGACUGCUGCUGCACUUCCCCUUCACUCCCACCCCCUGAACAAGCAACUUAACGUUGUGUCACGAAAGCCAUCUCUGCCCUUAUUUUGCGCGUCUUAAAAGGGCAAAUUUCCAAGCAGUUUGGGGGAAGAUGUAGCAUUUUCGCAGACUAGGGGUAACAGUAGUGGUUUCUUUAUUUUUCCAAUGGACAUUGAGGGUAGUGUAUCUCUCUUAAUGUUGGCAGGGGGUUUGGUGGUGGGUCCUUAGGUCAGCCUUAGAUAUUCCAGUGCUGGGUGUCCUCUACCUGCCUGUUCCUCUUUUCUCACCUUACCUCAACUGUAUUUUGCCUUAAAAAUGAAAGUCUUAAAAGCUCCUUUGGGGGCAUAGUGGCAGAAGCAGAACAUCUUCUGGCACACUGAGGCCAUGUGAAGAUGGUACUUCUUCUCCCCUCGAUUUAUUUUCAGGGAAUUGAAAGGCCCUAUAGGGGGCGGUCAGCAAAUGGCUUGUUGACCAGCAGACAAUUCUGGCACCUGCUGCAGAGUUAUCCCACUUUAGCACCCUUCAUCUCCUAGGAAGAUGAAGAUGAUAUUGGGCAUAAGCAGUGGCCAGUGGCUGUUCAGAGCCUUUAAGGCUAUGCUAUGCCUCUACUGGUGGAACAACUGUGUCUUUGAAUGCCACCUGCUGGGAAAUACAAAUGGUUCUGCUUUUGGACUUCCCACUGGGACAUAUGUUGGUCAUUGGGAAAACAGGAUGCUAAGCUACAUGGGCCAUUGGCUCGAUGCAACAGGGCUCUUACGUUUUUAUCCUGAUUGUCUUGCAGGAAGGUCUACUACCUCCUCCAUGCUGUUGCUGAACUGAUCUCAUUCACUGUAAACAUACAGCACUGUAUCCAAUGUUUGUCAUUCUUAAGAGCAGACUCACUGAAACUAAUGCACGUAACUUAGGUUCAUUAAUUCCGGUGGAACUAGUCUGAAUACAACCCCUAACAGGGUACUGUCUUACUUACAAGGCUCAAUAAGCUGAGAGUAGGACAUAAAAGUUUUUGGGUGGUCCUCUUAAGGGCCGUGAGUCUAUUGCAAUACUUACCUCAGGACUCUUCGUGAUGCAUGAGAGAAAGAGCCAUGGUGAAUUGUUUUCAGAGAUAUGUGUAUAUGUGUUUGGGUGUGUGUAUUUGUUUUUUUUACACGUGUGGUUUCAAUUGCUGUUUGGUUUGGUACUAUGGAAUGGAAACAAUGAGCAUUUUGUAUGUCAACUCUUUUGGGGUUUUUUUGCCUUCAAGAAUGUCUUCAAAAUAUAUUUUGCCAGAAUACUUUUCUCUCCCUCCCCAUUUCCUUGUGCCCAUUAGGUUGUUUGUGUGUGCUUUAAGAACUUUGGGCAAGCAGCCACUCCGAGGUCCAACACAUUGUAGGCAGUUUGCCAAGACCAAAUGCAAUCAAUAAGCAUCGGGGGCAGUAGAUAUAUAACAGUAUCAGACACUUUUUGCUGUCAUUGUCAGGGCAAAGUUGAUCAAUAUUUAAGACAGAAUAGAUAUCAGUGGUGAGCAACCUUCAGCCUGCAGGCCUGAUUAGGCCUGCCCACCCUCCUCAUUUUGCCCACAAGGCUGGUUUGCCCAAGGGGCACUUAUAUUUACAACUAGUGUCAUAUGCAGUAUCAAGAGCAGGAGAGAUAAAGAGGUGUCAGAGCUGGGAGGGAGUUUGUAGGUAGCCCCCAUUAGGUGUCAUAUCAGGGCUUUGCCAGCACCAAUGUUCGGCUGAUCACUGGGUCUUGUAGAAUAUUCCUGUAUUACAUGCAAUAGGAUUCCUUCUGGGCACAUGAUCGCUACCCAGGAAUUUGUGAUCAGUAGCAGAAACAAGCUUCCUCCCACAAACCAACACACAGUUUUCCCCUAGGCAUUCUUUUUCAGCAACCUAAGGCCCACCUGCAUGAUAUAUUGAGGCGGUAUGAAACUGUAUUCAAGCAGUCAUGUGUUCCCCCGAAGAAUCCUGGAAACUGUGGUUUGUUAACGGUGCUGAGAGUUCCUAGGAAAUUCCCUAUUCCCCUCUUUGCAGGAAAUUCUGGGAACUGCAGCUGUGUGGAAAAGCACCUCUCAGCACCCUGAACAAAGUAUGGGUCCCAGGAUUCUUCAGGGGAAGCCACAACUGUUUAAAGUGGUAUAAUGCUGCAGUCAAUGUAUAGUGUAGAUAGGACCUCACCUUUAAGACAGCAGCUUUUGGGUUAUUGUUAUUAGGCCAUUGGGAGUUAGAAGCCCUUGCUGAUCUGUUGGGGCUAACCCAGAGAUUUCCUAGGAGACCCUGUUCUACCUUCUGCCAAUCACUGAAUUGAGCAACCGCUUAAAUGCAGCUGGGAAGUUGAGGCCACCUUGGCUGUUCUUGGUCCUAUCCUCAUUGUUGCUAAUGUUCCAUGCUGCCUGUAGAUUAUGUGAGUUGAGAUGAAAGUGCAGUAAUAACAGGAAUUGGCUGUCAUAAGAUGAGUGCCUUAGAAACAUUGCAACAGAAAGCAAGGGGAAGUGGGCAGCUGAUGAAGGAUGUCUGUGCCAUUUCUCCCCUGACACCUUUUUAAAUUAUAUUUUUUGAAUCUAUAAAUAUACCUUUUUUUAAUAAGAAAAAAAUCAUAAUGACAGAUCCUUCUCAACACUCAUACGAUCUGUAGAAAUGUGCUAAAAUGUGCAUUAUGUUGUAGACAGUUCUCAAAGCACUUUCAGACACAGGGUGUUGGUGUAGGGUGUGUGUGUUUUGCAUUGGAACCAUUACCACAAACAAAAUCACUGUGAAGAUAUGAUAGUUGUAUCUUUUUCAACAUUCCUUU